Messenger RNA from Xyrichtys novacula (pearly razorfish), 60615 nucleotides. NCBI's taxonomy places the organism in Eukaryota, Metazoa, Chordata, Actinopteri, Labriformes, Labridae. The record is from the annotation of a GenBank genome assembly.
ACACAGGAGGACAGAGUGGAUCCAGUCGGGAGGCUGUAGAUCAUCGCCAGGCGGCUCUUUGUGGAUUUCACUCGGUUGAACGUGUUUGUUAACGGUGUCACUUCUGGGAUGAAUCCUCGAAGGUAUGUCGUUCGCGUAUAGCGUCUUGUAUGGAGGUGUUACGGCGGAAAAUGUCUGGAAAUCGGGAUGAAUAUGCUCCUUUCCUGCCGCUGCUGCCCCUAGUUUGCCCGACAAAUUAGCUGGCUAGCCCCUUUUUUCACAUGCAGAUAGCAUAUGUUUACUCAGUCAUAUCCACCAGCUGCUGCACUAUCUGACUUCAUUUACAUUUCUCCUCUCCUUUCCAGCUGCAACACCUCAGAGGAUUUAAACCUGCUAGGACUAUGAGCAGGAGAAGAAGAUAAGCAGCAGCAGCGGCGGUGGCUGGCUUCCUGCAGGAUUUCUCCCUGGCUUUUUGUUUUCCCUUGGACAUGGCUGGUCUAUGGAGCAAAGCUGAGCGGAGCUAGCUGGCCGUCAGUCCGGCUAGCGCUACAUUUUCAGGCUUUUGGAUGAUUGUUCAGCCCAAGAGCUGAUUUAUUUUGGAUCAGCGCUACCUCCUCUCUUCCUGUGCAAGGAGUCAGCAUGGGGGAGCCCAGCUUGGACGACGCCAAUGUCAAGGUGGCUGUUCGUGUACGGCCCAUGAACAGGAGAGGUGAGAGGGCACCAGUCAGAUCUUGAUUGUUAAAAGAGCUACCCUCAGGAUGUGGUGUAAACUAAACCUGCAUUUAUCUUUAAUUGGAUUGAAUGUUAUAAAGAUGUAUCCAUAAUGGUAAAAUCAUGCUUUAACUCAAGUCUGGGUUAUGAAUAUGAACAGGCUUCAAUCAGGUUCACAUCAUUGCCAAAAGAUGAUGCAGGAACUACCUUAGGUCUGUGUGGCCCAAUUCCAAUCCUUUCCUUAGAGCCUGAGCUCUAAACCCUCACAGACUUAACCUGUGUCAGGUGUGCAGUCCCUAAGGGUGUGAGUCCAUGUCCUUCACUGACUUGAAAUUUAGUGUAAGUUAGGAAUAGGACACUUUACUGACAUCACAUGUUACCUGUAGACUAGCCUCACGCUGAACAGGACUGGGACCAAUAGCUAUGGAGCAGUCCAUUGUUGCUUUGACUUGUGUGAUACAGUUAUUGUGUCACUGGCUUCCAACCUUUGUAUUUUGAUUUAGAAAUAACACAUGGCUUCAGGCAGAUUUGCAGUCUGAGUCACUACAUCACUGCUUCAUGACUCCUCCCACUGGCACCAACUACAUCAAUCCUGCACUUUACCUUUUAGGGGCAUUUUGUGUAGUAAAGUUAACAGAUAUGGGAUUUAUGAAAAUUAUUGUGCAGUUUUUCAGCUGCCACAGGAUUGCUGCGUCAUGAUAAUAAUAAUAAUAAUAAUAAUAAUAAUGUAUUAUUAUUAUUAUUAUUAUUAUUAUUAUUAUCACCAGCCCUGUGUAGUGAGUUAGCCUGCCAUCCCAAUCCCUUGUACUAUUAAUAAGAAAAAAGCCACACCUCCAGAAUGACUGUGUGAUUGUGACAUUGUGUUGGAUAAAGACCACAAGUCAGGUAGGACACUUAUUUAAAUUGAUGCAAAUGUUUUAGGGGGUGGUACGGACAACUCUUCAGAGGUACAGUAAGUAACCAGAACAGAAAAUAGACAGAUAGUGUGACUCAUAGAUACACCUGUUUUAGGCGUUCUUCCCUUGAUAGCGUGGUCGCUUUGUUCACAGGUAAUGGGCGGCUGAAAAUACAGCUCGCAGGCAUUGCUGAUUUUGCAGUGAACUAAAGACAAGUCCUACAGGAGAGUGUGUCGAUACAUGGACUCACUUCAUUUUGAAUUUUCAACCUGCUCACAGUGCUAGUCUGUAAAAAGUCACUGAACACAGGCCAGCAUUUGACUUAUUGUCAAUGGUAAUGAGGAGUCAAAUACAUAUGAUUGUUCUGAACAUCAUGAAGGAAUGUAAUGGUGCAAAAAAAAAAAAUCCUCUUCCAUUAGUUAAGUUCCCUGUGGUGUGCUUUAGUUCUCUUUGGUUCAGUUCUUGGUUUUGAAGUCUCACUUUGGUAUAUUUUUAGUACAGUAAGUGAAACUAAUUCAGCGCAUCUCCUUUUAUAGGAACUUGAAGUUCACACAUUGUCUAUAGUGCAGUAUUGACAGUGUAGACCUCCUCAGAUGUCCUUUUUUCCCUCUGCUGUCAGCAUGUUGGAGCUCUACAGGGACUGACACACACAAACAUACUGUAUGCAGCCAAAUGCACACAGGGGAGCACCACAUGCCACUAUUUAUUAUGCUUAUGAGACAUCAAAUUGCAACUGAGUUUUCAGGAUCAGGACUGUAUGACAGGGAUACUAACUAGAAGCCUAUUAUACAUGACUAACUAUGAGCCUUUUAUAAUUAUAAUUUCUGUAAACACAAAAGAGAUGUGAUCAUCACUCGCUCUGCCCUUCCCACUCCUCACUAUAAUGGACCCACACAGACGUUUAGAUGGUAAAGGACAUAACAAAGAGGCUCAAAAGGACUUAUCAAAUGUCAGCAAUGUAAAUUUCACUGCUGUCUACCAGAGCUCUCUCUCUCUCUCUCUCGCUCUCUCUCUUCAGGUUAUCUCUAUGUUGAUCGAUGCUGCUGCUCGCUCUCCGUCUGUCAUGUGCUUGUGGCAGCUUCUGGUUUCAUAUAUGGGUGUGGAUCUUUUGACUUCCAUAGUUGUUGAGGAUUUUAUUUUGAUACUAUGGGAUGUAAAUAAAACAGAUAUUGUAUUUUCAUAAAAAAUGUGGAGACUUUGGACAAGCUUAGUCAGCACCAGCACCCUUAUGAGCUCAGUGACAUGUUCUUAGUGGGACCAGCCUGCAAAAUUCAAGAAUCAGUUCUGUGUGUUGAUUGAAAUGGGGGUCGGGCCUGAAAACAAACCGCAGGUUGCACUAGCAGUGGAGUAAAGCUUCACUAAAGACUCCCUGUAUAAUAUCCUGGGAACUGGGUGCCAGUGAGAAAUCAACAGCCAUUAGUGAAAUGAGCUUCUGCAGAUUAAAGGGAGGCUGGUCUGGAUGGCACAUGUUCGUACAGUGCUGCCAUAGGGCUUCCCUCAUGGCUGCCUGCCAUCCAGCUAGAUUUAAAGCUGAACUGCUGCUGCUCUGUCAGAUCUAUUGCUAGAAAGACUGAACACUGUCUCCUUCACUGGUUGAUACAGAUGCCAAUAGUGUCUUGACUUCAGCUAGCCUUCGCUGUCAGAGUGGAGUAAAUCAGUGCCGACCAGUAAAGCCUUUGACAGCAGUAUGUCAGAAAACCUGCUCUCCAGGCCGUCAGUGCACAUCACAUAAAGCUCGACAGUGAUGUUUUCAGUGUUAGAAUUUUCCUGUGGCUGCAACUUGUCUACUGAGUGUUGCAUCCACAUCUCUAAUUUUAGCUUAACCAGGCUAACAAUGACAUAGUGUUAGAAAAAUGUGUGUGCAAAUGCUCUGUUCAGUUAUGCUGCAGAUUUUCAGUGCCACAUGCAGGGAGGCAUAGAUGACAUUUCCUGGUCCUUUGCCCAGUGGUGUUUUGCCGUGGGAGGCCAUGUGUCCCAUGGAAGCGGGAGGAGGAGAAGGAAAGCUGCUAAGUCAGAGCGGUUGACAGACAAGUGGCAGAGUGAAUCACGUGUAAUACUCUCUCUCCCUGCUCUGAGUUGAAGAAGUCGGUCACAAGACCAAGGCGGUGGAUUUCUGCUCUGCUCCCAUAGGCAGGGAUUUACGGUGAUGUAAAGAAACUCAGCAGUCAGGGUGACACUGUCAGUGUGAGGACAGUGAGGUCAGGCUUUUGUUAUGAAUCCUCCAAAAGUGUGUGCAUGUGUUUUUUAACCACCAUCAGUCAGUGGACACGUAGAUGUGAAGGUUGUGGGUAUGUAGGCUAAUGUCCCCUCCCUAUUGUCAGGGUCAGAGUUCAUCAGGAGAUGUCCCUCUUUCACUGAUUAAACAGGUACAUGUGAGGGUUGCUGUGUCACUCCCUCUUUGUCUCAGUAUUUUCUCAUAACACUCUUCAUGAAGAACCACACAUUUUCCCUCUUCCACUAUUCAAUACCAGGAAGUUGCAUCCUUUUAGCGAAUAACAAGUAUUUCUGUUACAAAUUCCAGUCAUACAUCAUGUCCGUAUUGUACAGGAUCCCCCACUACUAGCCUGAGACAUUGUAAUAACGCCAUUACGCUCCUCCUAGAUGUAAACAAAGGCAGAUGACAGAUGGUGUCUUGUUGUGAUGCAUUUGGGCAGUUUGUAGAAAUGGGAGCUCAAGAUGAAUGUAUAAUAACCGUGGUACGUAAAGUCUUUAAAGUUCUUCAGAUAGAGCACCGUGAUGGCGGCAGUGUUGUAUAGCAUGCUGGCAGAUAUAUCCCAAGUAAAUAUCUGAAUCAAAAAGCUUCCUCCGGAUUUGUAAACAACACAAUCAGAAAAGCAUCUUGGUUGGAUUAUUUACAACAGUUUUUCAACACAUGGCCCUCAGCUGUUUAGAGUCAACUCUUUGCUUUGUAAACAAACAAGGCUUUGGGAUGUAAACAAACCAAGCUACGAUGUGUUGUCUUUGUUUGUUUUUUUCCCUUUCCACUGUUUUAACACUGUCAAGUCUUUUUCAGACAUCAUUGUAACAAAUGCCUGUGUUUGCCGUCUGUCGCUCAGCAGAAAAUGGCAUCUGUGAAGGAGUCGCAUGGGAAUUUGAUGACUUACUGGAGGCAGUGGGACUGUUUUUGAAUGUGCCACCACAUUUGCAGUCGUGUCCUCCUCAUCUCACAACUAACAGCUGUCUAGUAGGGCUGCACGAUUAAUCGAUUUUAAAUUGUCAUCGGAUUAUUUCAUUAUGACGAUGUUAAAAAAUUGAAAUCAUCAAAUCCAGGGCUGUUGGCUGGUCAGUUGCCACUCGCCAAAUGUGACUAAAAUACUUCCCUGGCGACUUAAUUUUGGAAGGCUACAUGCAAUGGGGCGGGUAGAUGUUUGUCCAGAUAGUCAUGCAACAAAAUAUGCACAAUGUGUCACAAAGUGUAGCUAUGAAAUUAUAAAUAACGACGGUAGCUAGCGUCAGCGGCUACUGAUUUGUUGUGUGUCACACUGAAGAGGGCGGCUCUGAGCAGAACUGAUGAGACGCCGUAUAAUAGUGAAAACACAACUCAUACCUGCCAACACUCCUGUUUUUCCCGGGACUCUCCCGUAUUUCAGACCUAUCUCCCGCCCACCUCCCGUAAUGUCAUUUCUCCCGGGAAUCUCUCGUAGUUUGCAUGAUCCAUGUUCAUUCAUGAAUCGGAUCACGAUAUUUGUCCAAAGUUUCCAGGUUUCCAGACAACCAAAGAUUGUCCUGUGUUUCUGCUGAGACUCACAGACACUGGAUUGAUACUUUUACUUUACAAUUUGGGAUGAUUUCAGUCGGUUUAAGCUGUAAACUAAAUUUAAGCAGUGUUUGUUGGAAAAUGAAAACUUCAAUGAAAGGGAAACAAACGUGAGAUAUAAUAUUUAUGUUGAUUGUCUUGCACCGUCACGGAGUGAUGCGUUCAGGGCAGCCUCAGACAAAGAGUGCUGUAUUGCACACACAUAUGUUCAAAGAUCCUCAUAUGGGAGAGCAUGUGAAACAUAUGAGGACUUUAACACUUAUAAUAGUGGACUAAAUAAGUUCAAGGCAUAUCGUAGCUAUCAUUUUAUUAUUACCAUUUUUAUUGUUAAAAUUAAAAAAGUGUGCAGCUUCACUUAUACUCAUUUGGAUGAGCACUUUAAUUACAAAUACUCUCAAAAUUAGCUCAUAACCACCAUACAAGGUCACCCCAAAACUGCCUGUUGUGUGCUGCAAAAAUCUCCCAGAUUUAAAACCCAAAUGUUGGCAGGUAUGAAACACGUGUGAAUAUGAGUGCGUGUGUGGCUACUGAGUAUUAGUGUGUGGAUGCCAGACAGCAGGUUGUUCUGUGCGUUAAACAUCCCAUCAGAACAUGUUGUUAUUGAUAAGACAUCUUAAAUAUGUAAUGUGUUUUGAGACAAAGAGCCUGAGCCAAUCGUGAUGUUUUACAUCAUGUAAAACAUCACGAUUGGCUCAGACUGUUUGAUAGGGCUCUGCUGUUAGGCUGUAGCUCAGGGAGGGACUCAGAACACUUAAGUGACACUAAAAUAAUGUGCUGGCUCCUUAAAGCACGUGCUCACUCUCACUGUGUAUCCCAGGUUGAGGAGGAGAGGUGGUGGAGCUGCCUAGCAGGACAAAGGCAGGAAGGGAGUGAGGCUGAAUGAAUAUUUGCUAAUGUUGCGUAAUGCUCCAUGUUCCCAUGGCUGUGUCCUUCGAAGAACACAGCAACCCCAGGCGUAGCAACAGCAACGCUAUGACCAAUCAGCUUCCUGGCUAAUGUGAGCCCUGUGGUGCCAAACCUCAGCACCGGUAGACCAGAGGACGACCGGAGACAGGGCCAGUGGAAAGAGAGAGCAGGAGAGGUAGAAAAAAACAAUGGGAACAUUUAUCCUUGCAACUACACUGCAUCAAACUUUCCCUUCAGGAAGUACAGUUGGAACAUGGGCACUUGGGUAAUGUAGGCUGGCAGGCAGGCAGGCAGCAGUAGAAGAUGGGGAGCUAGAAUAGAGAGCUGAAGUCCACUUCUCCCUGCCUACACCACCGCCCUGUUGAACAUUACCUCUUCUUUUGCUCUUGCUGUCUUGAAGUCACUCAGUGUCUUCUGGCUCACCCUGCCUUUUUGGCUUUGUGAGGUCCUUGACAGCAGAAGAAUCGUAGUGUGAUUCAGGUCCUCUGACCUUUGACACCAAGUUUCCAUGGCUCUUCCUCUGUGUUCCGACCAACACCAGCAGGGUUGAGGUUUUUGGAAACAGACAUCUUAGCCUCAGAACCUUAAAACAGUACUUACGGUUUGAGCAUUAGUCAUCAUCUGAACUCUGUAGUUCCUUAAAAAUUGUGCACAGGCAACAUGAGGGGCAUGUUUACUCCUGCUGGCAUCACCUCACCUUUUGAAGGGUGGACGCUGAUUUCACGAGUUUAAGUGGUAAAAAGUUGUACCAUUCUUGCCUAUAAUAGUUAUGGGUUUUCUUGAAGUUGAAGAAAAAGGCUUUGUCUGGAUGUAUAAACUUGUUCAGGAUAACUGCUGCCUUCCCAGAUGUAAAAACUAUCCAUGACAUGGGCACAUAUGCAUCCCUAUACCAUCGCAAAAGAUGGCUUUUGAACUGUGGGCUGAUAAUACACCACCCCUCCAGAGAGCAGAGGAGGGAGUGCUCAUGAUUUCCAAAAAGAGAGCCAGAUUUGCCAGAUUAGAGAGUCCCUUUCAGUUCUCUCUGGUUUAAGUGAUUUGGAAACAAUCAUAAUCUGUUUUUAUCCGUUUAACAUCCAACCGUUUUGGAUCCGAGGAUAAUUGGUAAAUAUUUUUUUUAAUUCUGUGUCCUAACAGUAAAAGUCGGCAGUCUGUGGUUUAUAACUUUGACAGUAGAUUUGAUUACUUUAUCACUGAUUAGAUCCACAUCAUUGGAAAAUAUAAAAUGACAAUAGUUAGAUUCUUGGGUGGUGGAUUCAGUUUGCAGUCAUCAGAGAAACAGGCUGAGCUAAAGUUAUCAGGAGCUCAGUCCAGAUUAUAGAUUAUUCUGUUAGUCCGGAAUUUACAGUCAUUUGCAUGUGUAAAACUGACCGUUGUCAAAUGAAUAGGCAGAGACACACCUGGUAUAUGAUAUAUGUUGCAUCAGAUCUGUCAGUUAUGCACUAAAAUCAACCCUUGGGAGUGAUCUAUUUGCUCAUGGUAUCAUAAAAAAAUGACACAUGCUUUACUGCUGCUGCUGACUUGUUCUUCUUUCUGCACAUGCCCCUCCCUCCUGCCGCUGAAGUGUCAACCUUAUGUCAAGACAUGCGACUGGAAGUGUAUCCCUGAAUGACGCUGCAGUUUAGCUUUAGUCCGUUCUUGUUGUAGAGGGAAUUGAAACCGCAGAAUGUUUCUCUUGUGCUGACACAUAUGCUGAAGGGAAUAAUCCCUACUUGCUGAUGCAUGCUGGCUGUAUAAAAAAGGAAAACCAUUACUGACAGUCACCUGUGGCAUGAUAAUAGUGUAUUUAAAAUCCCAGCAGUGAGAGUGUGAGUACUCUGCUGUGAUUAGAAGGUUAAUGGAGUGCCAGUCAAGCCCAGGCUGCAGCAGAGGUUCAGCUCUGGAAAACUCCGGAUUCAGUCUGACGAGGAAGGCUUAUUUACAUGUGGGGUUUGAACCUGGUCUGACAGGUGAAGGACGUUUUUUACUACCAGUAGAUGAUUCAGGUUUGAAGGAGUGUUGCUCUAGCCCUGACCUCUGACCUCCCUGUGGAGGAAAAAAAGAGGAUAUCCUUACUAGGAGCAACACAAAGCUGAGUCCUGCCUUUAUCUUAUCAACCAGAAUACACACUAACAAUGAUGGAGAGUUGUUACCUGUUUUGAUCAACAAAUGUGGAGGAAUCAUGUGAGUUUGUUCUUUUGAUUGACUAAUCAUUGAACAUGCAAAGAUACAGAGAAAUGUUCUCCAUGCCAAGCUCUUUUACGAACAUUUUUAUACCAGUUUGCUCUGCAAUAAAGUCUAAUAGUGUUAGAGUAAAUUGCUGCAAAUCUUCCCUUAAAAUGUGAAGUAUUUUUGUUUCUGUUGCACAAGCCUCAAGAUUGUAUUAGUGCUCCUGACAGGUUUGUCAUGCUUGUAAGGAACUGUUUGUAAAAUGCUUUUUUUUUUUCUUUUGUAAAUGCACAACCACUUCUGCCAAAACUGGAUGCCCAGGACAUGCUGGCAGCAACUAGCCUGUGCUUAGACAACCAUCAGUGGGUCUCACUGGCAAGACAGAUGAAUGGAGAAACUUACCAGCCUCAUGAGUUUCCAGUGCGGUUCAUGUCAUUAUUUUUCCGACGCUUUUACAGCGGGACAUCUAUUAGCAGCCUCUUUGACUGACCCAGCAAUGAAAGCAAACACGUAGCACUUCACAGAGAAAUAUUUCAGACUUUUAUAUAUCAGAGACAUUACGGUUUUUGCAUUGAAGUAUUCCCUGCAUAUGAAGGAGAUGUACUAUGAGUAUUUUUGAGGUUUUCUUGCUGAAAUUGUCUCGUAGUAAUAACUCAUAUAGACUUGUGCAUCCAUCAACAUUGGAAAAAAUACUACAAGCACCCCCUAUGCUGAGUUGGAAAUGGCCAGUUGGUGUUUCAAAGGCCACUUGUUGCAUCAUGACACAAACUGGUCAAAGUCGGUAUGAGGGAGAUGUCAUUUGUGUGCAUGUGUGUGUGAGAGGGAGGGAGGGAGGGAGACUGCCUGAAAAAAAAUCCUGUUUUAUUGAUUUAUGCUUACUCUAAGGUUAAAGAGCAUUUUCAGAGUCAGUGCUCACACAAUUGUGUAAACUUCACAUUCCACAGGAAGUGACAGUAUAUCACUGUUAUGUUAUUAAACUUAUCUACCUGAAUUGGGUCAAUCUUUACAGGGUAGUUGAACAGUUGUGAGGUUUUCUUACCACUAUGCAGAAUGUAGAAAAAGGUCAAUUCUUGGAAUGAUUGUGAAGGUUACAGUGUAAAAAAGAUGAAAUAUCCUCUGCUCUGCCCCUCUAUGUAGUGAAAUUGUGCAUAAAGAUGAACAUGUACAAUGUAGGAGACAGCAGUAGACUUAUCCACAUUAGGCAUGUGCCGAUAUGAAAAAUUUGAUAUCACGAUAUUUGUGGCCCAAAAUAUUCAGAUUUACGACAUUAUCACGAUAUUAGCGCAUUGCUUUUCACGUUAUUACACCCAAGUUUGACAAGGUGCCGACUAAGGAUCAUUUGAAUAAAAUAAAGAGAGUUGCACACUCUUAUCUCCUCUGCUCUUUUAUUACCUUACCGUUUCAGAUACUGUACCCCUGAAAUAAACUUUGCAACAACAUACACAAAAUUCAACAUUGAGGCAUGCUGCUGCAGUGUUCGAGCUGUGAGCUGCACAGAAGCAAGCUAACAGCAUACGGUACAGGUGCUUCUCAACAAAUAAGAAUAAAUAUAUUCUCAUUUAUUGAGAUGGGAUACUUGAAUACAUUGUGCAACAGAAGCCUGCAGAUGACUUAGAAAUUAGAAUAUUUUUAGUCCACUGAAGAUAAAAUGUGGAGAGUCCACGUCUCCAUGCUGAACAUGAGUGAGUAAAAGGAUCAGCACACUGACACACCGCUGACAUCUGCAUACAGUCACAGGUUAACCCGGACAGAGACUGCAGUGAUUCUGCCUCCGUGCCAUGUAUUUUUAAGGCAUCUCUAUGACCAUUUUGUCUGUUUCUCACUGUGUUUAUGGCCCUUUAUUUGCAAAAUAUCCCAAAUCCAUCCAUCAUUGAUGAGAACAAUGAGGAGUAUAAAGUCUGUUAGUCCGCUAAAACGGAUAACCACGAUCCGCGGUUUGAUUUCAUUCACGCUGACUGCGAUCAGUACGAGUGGUGACAGCGGACGCUUUUCCACAUUAAAGGAGGAAAUAUUUGUAAUAUAUCUUUGUUAACACCAAGUGUUUUGUUUCUACUUAUUUGAAGCGUGGAUCAUAGUUGUGGAGACGUCCACACAAACAUUGAAUACAACCAACAGGCGAGGUGUACAGGCUGUGUUAAUUACAUUGAAUAUCAAUUGAACAAAUGAUACACAGAUUCACUGCCCCCUAUCGGCCAGAAGGGGCCAGAACGAGUGGGGUCCGUGACGUCACUUUCCUGCGCCACUUGAGAUUGCGAAUCAGAUUAAAUUAUGAGACACUUUUUGCGGGGCGAGCACGAAUACGUAAAAGCAUUUUUGAGCUUGGUUUUUCUUUUUAAUUUAGUCACAGAAUGGGCAGGCCUGAAGAAGAAAAUGAAAAUGCAUUUUGGAAUAUUGCUUUUGAUUUUUAUUUUUUGAAUCAAAUAGUGCAGCCUUGACUUUAAAAUGAAGAAGCAUUUCUGCUAAUGCUUUUGAAUUUGAGAUAUGAGUCACAAACGCUUCCAUACUUAGCAAAGCUGCCACUCGUCUUUAAAUUAUAAUUGUGGAACGAUUAUUACAGUACCUUACGAUUUCAUCAUCGCGGCCGUUUAAUAUCGCAUAUCACGAUUAAAUCGUAUAUCGGUACAUCCCUAAUCCACAUAGAGUUUUUCAGUUGUGGUGCCUUGGCAGUAACCCUGUUUGCUCUCUUAUCCACAGAAAAGGAAUUAAACACGAAAUGUGUGGUGGAGAUGGUGAAGAACCAGACCAUCCUCCAUCCUGGUGGAGCUAACCUGGGCAAAGGAGACUCCAGGUAUGUUUGUCUGUAGUUUUCAUUCACCCUGCUGCUACAACAAUGAUUCAUCCUGUAGUGCCUUCCACUUGGCAACACACAGGUCAUGGGAACCCUUUUCUGUUUGUGGAUCUCAGUGACUUUAUCUCAGAGUCAGUACCUGUUCUAACUUUAACAUCAUUCACAUAUUACAAAUGAUCUUUUAUAGGGAUGGGAAUCGAGAACUGGUUCUUGUUGAGAGCCUGUUCCAAAUGGUUCAAUCCAUCGACAUCAUUUACAUUUUAUCUUAACAAUUCCCUUAACAAUUCCUUUCUUCCUGGUGCCUUGAAAAACGGUCUCGCGAGUGCCAGUCUAUGCUAACGGGCACGGAGACAGAGGAAAAAACAUGACAAUCCCAAUGAGACAAUGAGAGAAGUAGGCAGAAACGAGCUAAAGUGUGGCUUAAUUUUACUAAGGAAGAUGACAACAGUGCAACAUUUGUCGAGCAGUGAUAACAUGCAAAGGUGGGAACACCAGCAACAUGCUUCAACAUUUGUCAACGGAGCACAGCAUCAAAUAUAAGGAGUCACAUGUAUUCUAUGCAACCUCCGGAAAACUUGGAUUAUUUCGCCAAGUACUUUCAACCUGCAUUCUACGGCACAACACCUGUUGAACACCGGCCGUCAGCCGCUGCUGCCCCGUCUCAGCACGGCAUUGAAGGUACAUAUGAUAGGGUGACCAUAUGUCCUCUUUUACCCGGACAUGUCCUCUUUUGGGGGGCUGGUCAGAGGAGUUUAUAAGAUCCUUCAAAUGUCCGGAAUGUGUAUCCAUUGAUUAUGGAUACACAAAAACAGUGCAGCGCUCCCUGCAGCUCUGCCCCUUUGCUUACUUCUAAGCAAAGCCACUGACGUGACGCACACAUACACUGUCUUUGGGAAUUCAGAAUAUGCUUUUGAAUGAGUUAGAAGUGCAUAAAAACUCUCGACCCAACCAGAGAAAAGAAAAAGACAAAAACCUUCAAAAUUGCACACACAAGUCUGCCAGAGAUUCACAAUGAUUUGAAUGAAGAAAUACUCAGAAAUGCAAUUUUGCUCUUAGAUUUCUCAUGAUAUGUCCUGUAGCAUCAGACAAAUGCCAUAUGAACAUGGAGACAACAAGAAAAACAUGAUUUUCAUCAGAGUGGGUCUUUAAAGAGGUAUCAGUGAGGACAUAUAGUCUGGAAAAAAGGCACAAUCCCCCCUCUUUUACUAAUCUUGUACAGAAACAGUGUUUCCUUUUUUUUUUUCCAAUGUGAAAAAUAUCCUAUUGAAGUUGGUUGUACAUGAUAAGUUAACUGUUAACUGGAGCUCGCGUAAGCUUGCAUGACAAACUUGUAACAGUGCCAGUGUCACUGAGGGUAAUGAGUGAUGCUAAUGGGAGUAGCUCAUUCUGAAUUGAGCCUCUUUUUGCAGUUACCUACAAUACCUCCCAUAUUUUUCCUCCCCUCUCUGUGCUCUUAAAUGUGCUUCAGUGCCUGGUCAUUUUUCCUGUACCCUCCCCCUGAUUGCUGCUUUAAAAAAAGCUUCUCACAGAUUUGUCAGGAAUGUUUCUUCGUAAUCAUGAUGGUGUUUUUGGCAUGAAGCUGGCUACCCAGCUGUUGGGCCUCAUGAAGACAGGUGUAUUUCAACUCUUAUCACUUGUCAUCUGUUUCCCUCCCCUUGCUUUUCCUUCACUCCCAUUCUUUAUAACCAGCUGCUAUUGGUGGAUAACCCUGAAGAGUCAUCAUAGCCUCGGUGCUUGCACCGUAAGAGGCAUUAGGACGAGUUAGUUGCAGUCCCAGUGGGCAGAACAGAAAUAUGUGACAACAUGUAAUCUGGUCAAUGUCUGAGUGAAGGAAUUUGUCAUGAAUGGACAGACCAAGCAGGCUUUAGCAAAUACAACAUUGUGAAGAAAAACUCAUUUAACCACAUCAUAUUAAAACAAAGUCUAAAAUAAAUACAGUUUGUCCUUGAAUAAUGUGAGCGAUCAUUCGGAAUCCUCCAGUGUGAGUCAUGCUUGAAAUCUGAUCCUCCAUCUUGGAGGAAGCCAGCUGUGUCGGAAGAAAGAUCUCGUUGUGACUGGUGGAGCUGACUGCUGAUCAAGAGUGGUGAAUGCUGAACGCUGGCUUUAGACCGAGGUGCAGGAGCAGACAACAGUAGCAGCGUGUGUGAGUGUGUGUGUGUGUGUAUGUCUGGGAGAAGGACAGGAGUGAAAGAGACAGAGGCAGACAGAGACAAUUAAACAUGAAAAAGACAGACUCCGCUCCGCUCCUCUCUUUCCUAACUCCGUCAGGUCGUAACUCCCCACCGGCUGGCUUCCUCCCUUUUUCUUAGCUCUUCCGUUUCCGUGGCAACACAGGGGGAGGUUAACUCUGGGUCGCUGCCGGUGACCGUGAAGCCCCUUCCUUGAGUGAGAAGUCAUUAUAAGAGGGGGAGAAACCCUCAUUUUCUUGAGCAUCUGUCGCCCAUAAACUUUCUCUGGUGACUUUUAUGGAGCAGCAAACAAGAGCAGAGCUGUAGUUUCUCUCUCUGCCACUCUGGAACAAAAGAGCGAGCAAGCAGCAGGAGGAUGGGCUGACUGACUGCUGCCCUCAGCAGAUGCUAUUUUAUUUUCAUUUGUUUUCUGCUUUUCAUUCACAUUCUGUUAAAGUAAGAAUUAUCUUUUACUCAACGUAGACCAACAUUAGUGUUAAUACAGGGGAGACUGAAGCGAAUGUAUGCUGUGAUUUCAGGAUGCAGCAGCAGGUUCACUGGGUUUUGCUGGCCAAGUGUGUUAUGGGGAUGUCCUAUGCUCAAAACUAGGGCAAGUUAUCUGCAGUGGAUGCAUAAAAAAAUCAGCUUCCUGACUGAAUGCUCCUUCUGUGCAUCUGCUGAAGACUGAGCUACAAACACUGCAGCAGAAGAUGUCUUCAGCAAACCACUUACCAUAGUUACUUAAAAAAUAAUGCUCAAGUCAUUGAUCAAUGGUCUGAACAGACAUUUUAAGGAUAGAUUCAUGUCAAAAAUAUGUUUUCAGAGCUCCAAGGCAGCUGUCUAUAUGUUACACUCCCAUAUAUAAAUCUAAAGGAACAAGGAUUUGAUGAACAGAGAUUUCUCUGGAUGUGUGUUUGAGUUCUGGUAGUUCUGGCAGUAUUUGUUUCACACGGUGCAAUGCAAGAGAAGCAGUACGACAGGCUGUAAACUUUGCAAACCACAUAAUGAUUUGGAUGCAUAAUUGUACUCCCUCUGACUGUGAAAAACUCUGAUGCUUUCACAACACAAAUAACGAGGAGGACAGGUAUUAAAACGUGAGUCACCUUUAAAAGACAAGACUCAGUUACAUGUCUUUUAUUAAAAUGUGAUACCAAAGGCCAUUUCCCAGGACUCUCUGUCAUGUUAAAUACUCCAGGUUUCAGGGUAUUCAUUCAAUUUCACUACACCUUCAAAGAAUCCAAAGCAGGGUAGAGCUGUAUCUUUUAGUUUCCAGGGUAGCCCUCGGAUGCAAUGACCUGGAUAGUUUUUUUUUUUUCAUUUACUUGGACAGGUACAGUGCAUCUGGAAAGUAUUCAUACCACUUCACUUUUUCCACAUUUAUGUGUUAUGUUGCAGCCUUAUUCCAAAAUGGAUUAAAUUCCCCUUUUCCCUCAAAAAUUCUACACAAAAUACUAGUGAUGCACGAUAUGAAAAAUUUCAACCGAUACCGAUAACCGAUAAUUUUCUUCUUCUCAUGGCCGAUACCGAUACCGAUAAAUUCAUAUUUUUACAUUUAUUAUAAUCUUCAUAUAAUCUGCAGUUUGUGCAGGAUGCAGCGAUUGAAAACUGAUGUUUUUGUUGCUCUGGCCUAUCUAGAACAACAAACAAAAGUUUUUGGCUCUUCAAAUGUGGUCAUUUGCUAUAAAUAACAAUAACAGAGCAAAAAGCAGAACUUCAUUUGAUCCCCUGAACUGUUCAACAGAACUGUAAACUGUAAAGGAGCUAUUAUGAGACGUUAGGCUUAGCAUGCUGACCGGACUAACAUCUGACGUCCAUAUGUCUGUGGUAAAACUCACGUGUAGUCCGUUCUUGUCGAUCAGGUUGUGAAUGUAUGUGGGGACAAUAUCAUAGAGUGCAGGAAGAGACACAUCCGAGAAGAAGCGGCGGCUUGGGAGAGUGUAACGUGGCUCCAAGUGUGCUAAUAACUUGCGAAAACCCAGGUUCUCAACGACAGAAAAAGGCUGGUCGUCGACCGCUAUGAACUCCAUCACUUUGUCGUUAAUGGCUUUAGCCUUUUCGCUGUCUCUUGAGAAGCUUUUGCAGUUUUUAAAUGCCCGCUGAAUGGGGACAUCGAUCCUCCGUAGUGUUGUUGUCUUAGCUUUAGUACCGCUAGCAGCUUCGGCGGCUGUCUCAUAUUCUUUUACUACCGCUUCGCCGCGAUGGCGACUUUUCAGAUGAGCUAUCAGAUUCGUUGUGUUAAUACUUGACGUCUUCUUUCCUCCUCUCGGAAUCCUCGCUGAACAGGUUUUGCAUAUAGCAAUGCUGUUGUCAUCCUCUGCCACUGAGAGAAACGACCAUGCUGGUGAAGACAUUUUAUUAUCUGUCAGGUAGUGACGGGGUCAGGCUUGGGACCUGCGAGUAAGGCGCGAUAGAUGACGUAACCAGCGCGUCUCGGACAGGCGGCUACUCCGCCUGCAAACGUUACUCGUAAUUUCAUUAAUAUAUCGGAUCUUUCUAUCGGAAAAAUGCACCUAUCGGACCGAUAAAAAAUGACGUAAUUUCCCCCCAAAUCGGCCGAUAUUUUAUCGGUCCGAUAAAUAUCGUGCAUCCCUACAAAAUACCCCAUAAUGACAAAGUGAAAAACUUUUUUAGAACAUUUUGCAAAUUUAUUAAAAAUAAGACACUCAAAUGUUGCAUAUACAUAAGUAUUCACACCCUUUACUCAAUACUUGGUUGAAGCACCUUUGGCAGCGAUUACAGCCUCCAGUCUGCUUGUGUAUGAUGCAACAAGCUUAGCACACCUGGAUUUGGGGAGUUUUCCCCAUUCUUCCUUGCACAUCCUCUCAAGCUCAGUGAGGUUGGAUGGGCAGCAUCGGUGCACAGCUACUUUUAGGUCUUUCCAAAGAUGUUCAAUCGGGUUCAAGUCUUGGCUCUGGCUGGGCCACUCAAGGACAUUCAGAGACUUGUCCUGAAGCCGCUCCUUUGUCUUCUUGGCUGUGUGCUUAGGGUCAUUGUCAUGCUGGAAGAUGAAGCGUCACCCCAGUCGAAGGUCUCGAGUGCUCUGGAGCAGGUUUUCAUCAAGGAUUUUGAUGUACCUAGCUGCAUUCAUUUUUCCCCCGAGCCUGACAAGUCUCCCAGUUCCUGCCGCUGAAAAACAUCCCCACGGCAUGAUGCUGCCACCACCAUGCUUCACUGUAGGGAUGGUAUUGGCGAGGUGGUGAGCGGUGCCUGGUUUCCUCCAGACAUGACGCUUGGCAUUGAGGCCAAAGAGUUCGAUCUUCAUUUCAUCAGACCAGAGAAUUUUGUUUCUCCUGGUCUGUGAGUCCUUCAGGUGCCUUCUAGCAAAGUCCAAGCAGGCUGUCAUGUGCUUUUUACUGAGGAGUGGCUUCUGUCUGGCCACUCUACCAUAAAUGCCUGACUGGUGGAGCUCACAUGGAGGAAGGAAGCUUGGAUUCACUCACCUCAAUAGUAGCCUCCUUUUCUCUGCAGUUGAACAAAACUGAUCAUUUCUACACGGGUGUUACUCAGGAGGCUGUUACCGAAGUUAAGGAUUAGUUUUGUUGAAAUGUAAAAUAAGGGUUUUCUAUUUCUGUCAGACAGCCAAAAACUGAUUUCUAGCAUAGUGAUGAGUAGGGGUAGGAGAAAGAAUCGAUACAGCAUAGUAUUGCAAUUUUUUUUCUGGUGAUAUUGUAUCGUCUCAUUGACCAAUUAUCGAUUUUUCAAAUUAAUAGUUGAUAUGAAGUCAAAUCUAUGAUAAUGGAAAAAUAAAAUGAAUUGUUUGUCCAGUGAGUUUGGCAGAGGUGACAUGAUAGAGCAGCUGAAAGUUAGUACAACAAAUGUAGAUAUAAGGUUUGCAAGAUGUGCCAAAUGAAAAUAAAAUAUUAAUAAAGAAAAGACAAAUGCUAAAUUCGCUAAACAGUUGAAAAAUUUGUAUUAAUCACAAUGACAUUGUAUCGUGAGUCCACUGGUGAUUCCCACCCCUAGUAAUUGGUAGAGGUGUUUAUUGGUAAGGACCUUAUGAUACAUAUAACAACACUUUGUAAUAAUCCAGAUAAAUUACCGAACAUUUACACAGGUAGACCAAGUUACGGCUGGAUUAUGACUCAGGUUUGAUGCUCUACAAACAAUACUUAAGCACAAGUUUUUCAGAGUGUAGGACAUGCAGUCCUCCAUUCUAGGGUUAGAUAUUUUCUUCAGAGAGCCAAGUGAUGCCUGAUGGUUGUAAAAGACUAAAAAAAACAUGUUUUUCUGUUAAACAGAGUUUGCCUGAUGGAUUAUGCAAGUCCAUCAGGACUUAAUGCAGGUCAAUACCGCAAAAACUAAAUGUUUGGAAAAGGAACUAGUUUUUUAUAUCAGUAUCCAUGUGUAGUAAAUCUUGAGUCAGGGGUCCAUAUGUUUCCUAGCUCCUCUGGCUGUCUUGCUAUGUAAACUCCUGUUCUCUUGCUAUACUUAGAAAAUGACUGUCCUUUCCACUCAGGCGUGGGAGUGAGAAGGCCACCAAUCACUGAAACAAGGAAGGUCAUGUUCAGGAUUGGUUAAACACUGAGCCGUGAACAAGCCUGACACACAAAGGACCCUGUCUACCCACUGUGCAGACGCACUCAUUGCCUCUCAGACACAUGCUGUUUCAUCAAAAUAAAGCCUGAGUUAGAGGACAAGGAUUAAGCUGAUGAUAAGUUCGAGUUGAAUGAUUAGAUAGUUAAGAAGAGUCAGGAAAUAAGACAAAGAGUUCCAGGCUCUCCAGUUUUCACUCCUACAUGUUCUUAAGUGUCAUCAUAGCUCUGAAUGUAGGAUUAUGUAUACAUUAUGUGCCUCACGUCAUCAAAACAUCCACCUCCACUAAAUAAAAUAAUAAAAUGACCUUGCUUUAGGGUCAAGUCCUUUUUUAAAAUUUUUCGGCCAUUUGUAAGUGUUGCUGUGCUCUACUUGUGUGUCUGAUUCAGUUUUUCCACUUGCAGCCUUUACUGGGCAGCCAGUAUUGAGUUCCUCAUACAACCAGUCCUGCUGACUCAGUGCAGUGGUGGUGAUGUUUUUUUGUUAAUCUGAAUGUUUUGCUUUCUUUAAACUCUGCUUUUAGAGGAUCAUAACUGACAUCAAUGCUUCAAUGUGCUUGCACCCUGUGUUCUCUGACUGCUGAGGUUUACAUAGAUUUCAUCUGUUAAUCUGUUCUUACAUCGACACACAGAACAUUUUGUGUCCUCUCUGCUUUUGCACCUGAAUCCCUUUCCAGCCCCCUGGAAACCUCCAGGGUUUGAACUGGAGUGCCCGGGCACUCUGCACUAGUCUGUCUGAUAAGCAGACAGCAGACCUUCCUGCAGCCAUGUGGUCAGACACCACAGUUUGCAUGCUGACCCGAGGCUGUUUGCAUUGGACUGGUGAAUCUGGAUGUUGACACACUCUGACAACGAUCUGUCUGCCUUUGGAUACCAGCGAGGCAAACAUAAACGGCUCGGUUUCCAAGACGAUUAACAAAAGAAACUGUGUGGUCCUGUAUCUUGGAAUAAUGUUGGACAUUUUUGUAGCAUGGCAGUGUGCCUAUGGGACUUUUAUAGUAUGCCAGGUGAAGCUGUUUUUGCUUCUACCUGUUGUUAAGAGUAAGGGAUCUGCAGUGCAAUUGCCAUUAUAGCAAAGUGGUAUCUGUAAGCAUGGUAGAGCAUGGCAAAGUGCUCAAACAGUGCUGCUGGAACCAAACAUGUAGAGGUGGGAGUUUCUAAAAGUCCACAAAUGGUGGCUAAGACAUCAAAGCAAGAGGACAUCUGAAGGAAAACCUCACUUCCCUUAAAGUAGUCAGCAACUUUACCCAUGCAUGCCAAAGUCCAAGUUUGUACAGUUUUCAGAUGGGCCCUGAUAUAAUUUAGUUCAGAGAACAUCUAUCAAUUCACAUAAUGAAUUCAGGACAGCACAUCCUUUGAACAGUUGCGGCCGACUGGAUAACUGAUUUUUAUCAUUAAACAUUCCCAGUGUGCAGAAGUGGAGUGGAAAAUGACAGUAUCAUCACGUGCCACUCAUUCUGCAAAAAUCCAAACUUCAGAGUCCACACAACAUUCACUGAAUAUGAUGAAACCUUAUAGGACAGAGCAGAGUGCGUGCACAUAGAGGACAGAUGUAAUGUUCACACACCACAAAAAAAUAAGCAAGAAUAUAAUACAACACAAUAUCAUACAAAACAGUACAAGAACUUUAUUGAUCCCCUAAAGGAAAUUCUUUUAUCUGGAGUCUCAUGUCUCGAGUCAUCUACUAUUUACAGAAUAUUGUAUGUUAUCACUAUGUUUCAAGUUGUAAGUGAUACAGUCAUACAGUUCUUAAACAUUGUGUCGUUGGCUAGCCACUGUGAUUUGAAAUUAGACGCUGACUUAGACAUUAGCACUGCCAAAGUAUCCAUCUAUGAAAUAAUCAUAUUGUAGGAGCCAAAUAUGUUGACGUGUAGCACUAAAUGCCGGCAUUUUUUCGUUGGUUAGUCAGUGUUGCUUGAUGUCAAUUGAAGAACGGAUUUUGGUCAUGUUAAUCACAAUAGGUUUUUGUUCGCUGCAUCUGAGGAACAGCUUCUGGACAUUCACUGAUCAUCAAAGACUCAUGGUAGUGUAAGAAACCAGUAGCAUGGCAUGUCAACCAGGUUGCUCUGGGUCAAGAAUCUCAGUAGUUUAAAGUAUAGACUUAGCUCCUACACAUACCAUUUAUGUAAACAUUUCUUUUUGCCCAUGGUGUCUGAUUUUUAGAUGUAGCUAAAAACCAGAAAGUGACUGAAUGCUUCCAUUAGCUGUGUUCUCAUGUUAGUUAAUGGGCUGUCUGUUAAUAUGAUUUUUAACUUGAAAUAUGGUCAUAUCUCUUAAGUGAUCUUUACUGUCUGUUGUCUUUGUGGCUGCCUCUCAAUCAGAGACCAGUGAGAUGUCCACAGUUUUUCACAUUAAGUUCUUUUACUACUUGCUGCCAGGAACACAGUAGUAAUGCCCGAGGAAUAUGGUCUACUGAUGGAUGCAGAUCAUCCCCAUUUGUAUGGAGGUGGUUUGUCUUUAGAGUGCUGAAUGUUGCUUAAAGGCGGAUAAUCUGCAGACUACAUCAGGAAGCAGUUUCAGUUAAAGACAACUUUACAUCGAACUUGUUUGACCAUCUAAGGAUUAAAACAACCCUCACGAAAUCAGCAAACUUUGGCAGAAUCACAAAUACUGGAAUAAGACAAGAGGAAAAGAGCUUUAUUGACCCCUGAAAGGUAAUUCAACACACCUGAAGAAGCUUGUAUUUACAAGCAACAGUUGUUUUUAUUUCACACAUUACUGAGAGAUGCAAAAUAUUGUCAAUUAUAGUUAUUUGGAGUAGCAAACAGCUGCAGAUAUACGCACUGACUGACCCCAUGGUGGGGCCGAGCCUUGACUUGUGCUAGAUUGUAUUAUUGAAUAAAUUUGGCAUAAUGAUCAACAAAGCGACCUCAACAUCCAGAGUUGGGACCAGACUGAAGUGGAAUGUAAGUCUGUUUUAGAUUAAUUUAGUGCCCAUGUAUUAAAAACAAAGCUAGGAGAAAGCCCUCACUCGCACUCAUGAGGCACUCAGUGUGGCAUCCUGAAAAUGUCUCGCUAACAUGUGGACAGAUUUACUGUUCACAUUAAGGGCCAAAUGGAAGACGCUAUUUCUGCAAACGUUUCAGUGAAGAGUGUGGAAGAUAGUGUGAGAAGACAUGACUGUCCUCUGGUCCAUGGUCAUGCAUAUAUCACAGUUCAUUUGUCAUGGUUUCUGUGUGAUGCAAGAGCUCGUCGGUGAACACAGCUGCUGAUUGAAAUGGUGUGUGUGGUCAUGCUCCUUUUUCUGAUAGCCAGCAUGAUUAACUUCAGUUAGUGCAAGGGUUAUAAAUUCAUACAUGCCUGUCUUAGCAGCUUUUUCAGGUGGAUUAUUAAGUGCCAGUUUUACUCCAAGUAAAUAGGAUUUCACAUGUAUAAGCCAGCACCUGAUAUUUGCAAUUAUCCAUUUGAUAAUAUACUUGUUUAUACAGUCUUCAGGUUCCUGCCUUGGUACUAUUGAGUGAACAAAAGUGGAAGCAGAAGUCAAAUAUUGAUCUGUUUGACUGAAUUUUAUGGCUGUAGAAAUCAAAACGACUAAAUUCAGGUGUCUUACAUUUCCUUGCAUUUCUUUGUGGAACAAUAGAACGUCAGUUUGAUACCAAAAAGGCAAGAAGGCGGGGGAAAGCAGCAGCAGCAGCAGCUGCACAUGCUCAGUUCACAGAGUAAAUGACAUUAAUUAAGCCCAUCUCCUCCUCAGGCAGUGUGAAUCAAAGCAGCCUCAGACUGGGUGGUGGUGCUGUGUGACACUAAACCUGAAACGUAUUGAUGUAAACAUUUUACAUCUGUGUUUUAUCAGCGAGUAAAACUUGACUUAUCACAAGUCUAGCUAACAGUGACUUCAGUGAUCAACUUUGCCUUUGCAGUGUACCCUAAAGUCAUUUUCCCGGUACGUGUGGAGCAAGUGUCAACACUAGUCAGUGUUUGCCGAACCUGGGUAUUAGCCUGUUACAUGUCCUGUUGUUCUGUGCCAUCAGUAUGUGCUGUGUUACAAGCUGAUGCUGUUUCUGCUUCAGCUUAACAUUCCAGUCUCAGGCCCAGCCUCUUUGCUCUCUAACCCCCCUGGCUACCUUCAGCCUCCUUUCCAUCCUCCACUCCUCAUUCCACCCCGCACAGCCGUGGAUGGUACUGUUCCAGAGAGAAAAAAGAGAAUGCAAGAACAGUAGAGAGAGAUGGGGCGGGGGGAAGCAGCCAUGCAUUAAGUUAUUUUUUAAAUGACGGUGAUCAAAGCAGAGGAGCAGGCCGAAGGGAGGAGGGACAAAUACAAGUCUACGAGGGCUAAGGGAGGCGGGUUCACAGCUCUCCUGACCGCCUCAUUCUUUCCUCUCAUUGGUCAGGGGGGCCCCUAGCUUCAUUAAUGGGUGUUUGAGCGCAAGACAUGGGUGACCCUUCUCGCCUGCAGCCUCUGAAGCAACUAUGACAGCUGUCAUCACUGUGUAUGUCAAAACCUUCACCACUGUAAUGUGUUUGGAGAUAUGACUGCUGAGGGGGAGUGGGCAUGAAGGAUGGAAUCCCCCAGGAGGAGCAUUUAGAGAAAUAAAGACAUUCUCAAACAAGGGACUCAAAAACACACAAAUCACACAGCUGGUUAAUUGAUGACUGUUGAAACUGUGAUUUCAAAGAUUCUACCGCCAGCAGCCCAACCACUAUCUCAAUGUCAAAGUAUUUUUAGACCAAAUACCCUUUGAUCAUUUUUUCUUCCAAAUUACAUGUUCAAUAGGCGCUUCAGACCCACAUGCAGUCAUCCACUGUUGUGCUAGAUGUCCUGUUGACUCUGCAUAAACACAAAUACUGCAUCCAGGAGAUCCUAAUUGUCUCCUGGUUCGAAGAGCUCCUGGAAUCAAUAAGCCUUCAGCCGUGAAUUACUUGGCAUGCUUUUACUGUCUGAAUGCAGCAUGUCAGCAAAGGAACGUCAGUGAAAUAUGAAGUGUUACAGAUCGGACUGUAUGCUGGCUGCUCUGUGGUUUUGGAGGCUGUAAAGAAUGUGCAUGGGUAAAAGGAAACAGGUGUGUGAGUGUGUGUGUGUCUGUGUGCAUAUGACUGUGUGUGGGAUGUCUUUUUUGUUAUGUUUAGUUUUCAGCGUUCAUGUCAAGUGAUUUUUUUGUGCUGUGGUUUAUUGGUCUGCCAAACAUUUUUAUUUUUAACACUUUGACAUUCUGAACGCUGCUCUGCCUGACAUUUGUGAGCUUAUUGAUCCCUGUUGACACUCAUUAGCCUCUGCCUAGUCAUGCUCAGUGUGUCCCUCUGCUUUACAAACACACACCUUCCCCCUUGCUCCUCUCCCAUGAUAGUUUGUAUUGCUGUAGCACAACAUAUUGAAAGUAGUUCCAACAUCGAGUAGUUCCAGUUCCAACAUCGAACGUUUUCAGACAUGCACGACUUUUUUGUGCUCCCAAACAGUGUUGCAUAUUGAUCUAAGCUCCUAAUGAUGAUGUUUUAUAGCCAACUGGCUCAUAGGUGAGUCAGCCCUCUGGGAAAAUGUCCAGUUUUUUAGAUUCCCAGCCCUGGCCAAGGCUUCCUCUCCUCUCCUCUCCUCUCCUCUCCUCUCCUCUCCUCUCCUCUCCUCUCCUCUCCUCUUCGCUCCCCUCCCCUCCUCUCCCCUCCUCUCCAUGGGGCAUGCACCACAUAGGACAAAAUGAGCAGAACAUGGCAGGUAGCACAUGUUGUUGUUGUUUUGCAUCUUGUUUAUCUUGAUUAUCUCACUCUCAUGAUCAUGUGAAUAUUAAAAUUGUGUGAUGUGUGAUAAGUUAAAUUGAAAUGUGAUUAUUCGCCAAACCUCACAAUAUGACUUCACACAUUUCUCCCACCCCAUGGGUGGAGCCGGCACUGCAGAGAUGGAGGUGUAGGAAGAUAGGGAAGGAGUCAUCAGCAGCAAGGAAGAAAAACAAGUUGAUUUGUUCAAAUAACCUGAGUGGAGAUGAUUUAAUGAAUUUUAGCAAUUUAUGAGAGCGCUGCAGAUUGUGUUGAGAUAAUGGGAUGAACAGGCCUGCUUGUAAUUCUGAUUCUGUCCCCUCAGGAAAUGCCAGUCCUAAAGUUGCCAUGUUGCAGUAAGCCUAUUUGAUUGAAGUGCCUACCAAAUGGCUGCUUUAAUGCCCUUAAGUUCUUCUAAAACUGGGACACAGCAUUUCACUGAGUGCUGCUGUGGCAACAUACAUUUUCACAAAAGAACUCUUGGACUCCUCCUUAAUAAAUUUGAAUUGACAGUAAUCAUAUAAGUGUCUACAGUGUGAUAAUCACCUAUAAAAUUUCCCUCUAUUGCAAUUGUUAAGAGUAGUUUUCUUGACUCCUCCCAUAUCAUCUUCUCCCACGUCCAUGUACAAAACCCAAUUCCAUUGAAGUUGGGAAAUUGUGAUAAACGUAAAUAAAAACAGGAUACAAUGAUUUGCAAAUCCUUUUCAACCUUUAUUCAAUUGAAUACACUACAAAGACAAGAUAUUUAAUGUCCAAAGUAAUUUUUUUUUGCAAAUGAUUAUUAACUCAGAAUUCAAAGUAGUUGGGACAGGUGCAUGUUUACCACUGUGUUACAUAACCUUUCCUUUCAGUAACACUCAAUAAAUGUUUGGGAACUGAGGAGACUAAUUGUUGAAGCUUUGAAGGUGGAAUUCUUUCCCAUUCUUGCUUGAUGUACAGCUUCAGUUGUUCAACAGUCCGGGGUCUCCGUUGUCGUAUUUUACGCUUCAUAAUGCACCACACAUUUUCAAUGAGAGACAGGUCUGGACUGCAGGCAGGCCAGUCGAGUACCCGCACUCUUUUACUAUGAAGCCACGCUGUUGUAACACGUGCAGAAUGUGGCUUGGCACUGUCUUGCUGAAAUAAGCAGGGGCGUCCAUGAAAAAGACGUUGCUUGGAUGGCAGCAUAUAUUGCUGAAAUCCCUAAAUUCCUUGCAAUUGUACUUUGAGAAACGUUGUUCUUAAACUGUUCAACUGUUUGCUCAUGCAGUUGUUCACAAAGUCCUUGCUUGUGAAUGACUGAGAAUUUUUGGGGACGCUGCUUUUAUACCCAAUCAUGGCACCCACCUGUUCCCAAUUAGCCCGCUCACCUGUGGGAUGUUCCAAAAGGUGAUUUAUCAGCAUUCCUCAAAAUUCUCAGUAUUUUUUGCCACCUUUCCCAGCUUCUUUGUCAUGUGUUGUUGUCAUGAAAUUCUAAAGUUAAUGAUUAAAAAAAUAAAGUUUAUGAGUUUGGACAUUAAAUAUCUUGUUGUUGUAAUGUAUUCACUUGAAUAUAAGUUGAAAAGGAUUUGCAAAUCAUUGUAUCCUUUUUAUUUACGUUUAUCACAAUUUCCCAACUUCAAUGGAACUGGGUUUUGUAUGUCAGCAUUCUGCAGGGUCUUGCUUGGCUCAAAUGACACAGCACUUGGAAGCAACAAAACUGACAUAUGGCUGGUGCUUCACUUUCAUAUUUUCUACCUUCUUUUUUUUUUUUUGCCCCUAAUUCAAAUUAUUUAGUUCUUUAUUUUUGUAUUAUAAAAUGGCCCCUAUCUCACCUGUCAUUAAAUCCAAACUUAAGCUGUGUUUAAAGUGAGACAUGUGGUGACCCUGGCAGCUGAAAUGUGACAGCUUUAAGAAGAACUUCAUGGCAAAUACAUGAAUGCCUGUACAGGAUUGCAUCCCGUGAUCUUGAAGUUCACUCUGAAAAAAAAGAUGUUUUAGAUGUUAUAUUAUUUUAAUGAGAUGCUAGAUCUUAUUAUCUGAAGUCAGUGCAAUUUCACCUUCUGACUUUCUGAAAAAGCUCUCAAAAUGUUGUUGUCUUUGUGACAGCGUUUACCUUGUGUUUGGUUGGGGCCCGACGUGUGCCUGAUGCCUGAAAAGCAGUGACUGAUGUUUCACAAAGUUUUUCUUUUCCAUACUUGCCCCCAGCUGCAUUUCUGCAGAAACAUUUGCAUUGCUGCUGUGUGCAUACUAAGUAGGACAGACAUGCAGGGUUAACAACAUUGUUAUAAGGACGUGUGACCUGAGCGAUGACUGACAGGCAAUGACUGUAUAUCGAACAUUAAAUAUGUCAGUUAGAUUUAGUCUGUCAAAGGGUCAUAUUUUUCAGUAUUGGUUGCUUUUGCUUUUAUUCCAGACCCCUACUGUCCGUCUACAUCUAUACAUAAUAUAUUAUUUAACAUGCAGUUAUGUUUAAUUAAGCCCUCCAAGCUGCAGCCUUCAAAAGCACACCAUUCAGCAUGCCUAUUAAAGGAGUAAAACCUUCAAGUGUUGGACUCUUGAUUAUUCAGUACCAGUAAAUGCAAGUAAGGGCUGUGCUUUGUGAUUUUCUUGAGGCACAUUUUUCUGUCUUACAGAAAAGCACUCAGACAACAGGACAUGCCUGUCAGCCAAGUGCUCAAAACUGACAAAUGUAGGCACGUGUUUCUUGCACACGUUUCUUCUCAUUUGUCUGUGAAGAUUUUUGUAGAUAUUGAAAUGACCCCCCCUAUUGUUAAAUGUCACUUCUAUUUCAUUAGAUGAGGCAUUUCCUCUACAUGUCCCCAUUCAUUUCUGAGUCUGACCUUAACCCAGUAACCCCUCCACGCAGCCAUCUGAUUCCACCACACUCUGCUUCAGCCCUCUGCCAACUUCAGCACCAACCCCCUCCCUCAUUCAGGCCCACACACACACACACACACACACACACACACACACACACACACACACACACACACACACACACACACACACAGCCCGACACAGACACUGAUUUUUUUCUGUUUCCCUAGGCCCUUAGAUAUGAAUGUAAUGUCUUCACACACCCUCACCAAAACCCCUGGAGAAGUUGAUUUGACAAAUAAACAAGCUCUAGCCUGUAAAUAAGCCACACAGAGUACAUUUGAAUUUAAUGCGUUCCUGAGUGAGAUGUGAAAUCACUGAAAGCUGUAAGCCAGGUUCUAGGCUUUCCUUGUUUUCUAUCCUUGUCCAUCUAUCUGCCACCUUUGUUGACUUGUCUUUAUUUGACUUGUUUUCUUUACCAAUAGAGAGACAUGUACAGAUUACUGAAUACUUGAUGAUUAAAUGUGCACACCACAUCCUCCCUCACAUGUGCAUCCAAUGUCAUCUCUCUAUCUGUCCACAUGCUGCUGUGAACCUUGACCAUCCCAAUCUCAUCAGGAGUCAGUCCAAGGUAGCAACACACACAAACGCACCCCCCCCCCCCCCCACACACACACACACAAAAAAAAACACGAGCUAAUACCAUGUUACCACAAAGUGAUGUCUGUACGACACUUUUUGCCAGAGGAGUUUAAAACAUUCAGGAAAUACGUAGAAAAUGUUAGUGAUUUUACCCCUUGGUGACUCACUCAAGUGUGUGUCUUCAAAGGAAGUCUUUAAAUUUCAUUUGAAAAAAAAAAAAAAACAUUGUAGUACACAAACCACAUGACACUUUAUCACACUAUUAAUUGCACACUACUGUUGAUAGACAAAAUUGAAGUAUAAUUGAUUUACAGGAAUACAUAUCUUCAAAUUGAUGAACUUUUCUUUCAGUAGUAACUUUUGUUAAAUCCCUUUCUCUCUUCAUCUGUAUGAUUAAUCAAGAUGAAAUGAAAAAAAAGAAAUUUAAAAAAUGAAAAUUGCUGUGUUCCAACUAAGACAUACAGACAGCCAUUAUUAGUAUUUUUCAUGCUGCUGCUUAUAACUUCCAGGUCUUUGCCUAUGAUUACUGUUUUUGGUCCAUGGAUGAAACAGAUAAGGAGAAGUUUGCAGGUAUGUUCACUUUAAGAUCAGUUCACAUCAUUAAGCUUGAAUGGCAACUCAUUGUUAUUGAAAGACCAAGUCCAGCUAGAAAAAACUCAAUUGUGUGUGUCUUUUCAGGUCAGGAGGUGGUCUUCCAGUGCCUUGGGGAAAGUCUUCUUCACAACGCCUUCCAGGGCUAUAAUGCCUGUAUAUUUGCCUAUGGACAAACUGGUAAUUUCCCAUCAGACACUCACUGUUACAUGGUUGACCUCAUAUGAAAGUAUUUUUCCUAACGAGAACUGCAGGAGUCUAAACAACAUGUGAACAACAUAGUUUUCAGUGCCCUCAAGCUUUUUGUUGAACUAUGAAGAAGGGAGUGUCAGUGUGGAUGUGUUACGACAGGGCCUCCUCUUCUCUCCCUCCAGCCCAAAAAAGGGAAAUACAAAGUAGGGAAUUUAUAUAAAAGAGGUAUAAUGGCCCCUCUCAGUGCUACUAGAACCCAAACAGAAGUGAGGCAUGAUGUAGAGACAGUGUCUACUCUGGUUGAAAUGUAAACAUUCCUGUUCAAUCGGACAAGCAUCAGACAGAGUCCUACCAAGAGACAGUGCUGAAACAUGCUCUGCGCAGCAGGCACACAGUCAAGAGAUAAUCUCUCUGUUCUCUUUGUUUACGCAGAAUUUCAAUGCAACUGAUCUCUCAACAAACAUGUCAGAGCUGAUUAGACUGUUGAGUGUCAACACAAAAACCAGGAUAUGUUUUAUUACAGCAGGUUCAACUCAACCUUCAUUAUGUCGCUCUUUUUUAUCACAUUAUACAUUUUGUUUUAGGGUCAUAGCAAGUGAUGAUACUAUACCGAGGUCCAAUUUAUUCAAGAGUGUUUCUGUGUUUUUGCGUAUGACCCAUGCACUUAGUAUCAUAUGAACAUCUAAUGUUCUUUAAUUUGCAUCAUAAAUAUUGUUGAAAAUAGAUCAGGGCUUGUCUAAUACCUUUGACAACCACAAUACAUGGUGCAGCCAGGUGAAAAAUCUAAUUAAAGCUGUGACAUAUUCUUGUAAACUUAAAGGGGACCUGCCAUCAAAAUUUCAUACCCAUUUUUAUCAAUUUUUCAUAAUCCUUGAUGUCCUCUGAUCAUGUUUGCAACAUAAUUUUAGCUGAAAAGUUAUUUGAUGGUUUGUUUUAGUAUGCCUAAAAAACCUUACAGGAAAACCAACUGGUUUUGGCUCAUUAACAUUUAUGGUAAUGAGCUUUGCUCUGAUUGGAUCGCUGCUGUGAAGACUGCUGUGCUCUGAUUGGCUCAGCAGUGGAGGUUCGGAUUUCGGUUUAUCCAUUGUUAUUAUGCUAAUGCUAAUAGCAUAUGCUAAUGUGUGAUAAAGUAAGGUGCCCAGAUGUCUGUAAUGAUAUCCGGGGAUAUUUGAUGCGGCGGGGGAGGGUGCAGGGGCUGCAGGGGCUGUGUGAUCACAGACAACAUCUUGGUACUAUUUAGUAGCAGCGCAUGCCCCUUAUAAUAACCCCCUUAAAAACUGUUGUUCACGACUGCUAACUUGUGCUUCCUACCCAUUCGGCUACUGUAAUAACCGUUGUUCGAGCCCACACGCAACAUUUUUGCUCUCAUUCAUGAAACGCUUAAAUUGGGGACAUAUUCGGGGACAGCUUUUGCCGGGGACAGGUCAUCCAAUACGGGGACUGUCCCCAGAAAUCGGGGACGUCUGGUCACCUUAUGCUAAAGGCUAAAAACGGCAGGUAUUAAACCAUAUAUUUUAGACCCCGAGUCCGAAGAGGAGGUGGAAGUUGAGGAAGAAGCCGGAGAUCUCCAGCGGUGUUUUCUCAUUCAUUCUGUCCAGCUUUAAGUUCAUUUUCCCGCCAGUGAACCCAAGAAAACACCGGUCGUUUGGAAGAGACCCAUAGCGGAUACAGUGGUAGCUGGGUCUCGCUCUGGCUGGAGAGUGAUGUUGACUGUGAAUGAGUACGAGAACGAGAGAGUGGGCGCGGCUCACCGAGGACGCGCUCGUGAAUAAUAAUGAGCAAGGUCAGCGCGACAUCAGAGGGACCUGCUUUUUCAAUUGGCCUGGUUUACCCGUUCCUUUAUUUUAAACCUUUACAGAAUGCAAACGACGUAACAUUUUUCUUUUCCACAUUUACAACAAAAGACGAACAUAAUAUGGACCUUAUCUGACACAAAAAACACACAAAAUUACAUUUUGAUGGCAGGUCCCCUUUUAACAGCAAGGGUUACCAAAGACUAUAAACUUGACAUCAGCAGGGUUUAUUAUAGAGCUGCUGUAAUGGACUGCAUAGCUGCACUCUUUUAAAUAUUCUUUAAAGGGAAUUUAUCAGUUUACAGGGACGGCCAGCUCAGUCUUUUUUGUGAAACCUUUUCUCAUCUGGUUGACAUUUGACCUGUUUGUUGUUCCAGGUUCGGGAAAGUCGUACACCAUGAUGGGCUCAGGGGACCAGCCCGGUCUGAUCCCCCGGCUGUGCAGUGCUUUGUUUGACCGAACUCAGAAAGAAGGGCGGGAGGAGGAGAGUUUCACUGUUGAGGUGUCCUACAUGGAGAUCUACAACGAGAAAGUCCGAGAUCUGCUCGACCCCAAAGGGUAUGACCUCAACCCUUUUUUAUAACAAGACAGAUCACUUUCCCUCCCUGUGUAUCUCAUAAUGUCUCUGAUUAGACCUCUAGAAACAGAAAUUAUAACAGGAACAGUACAAGGCAAAAAAACACACAUUUUUGACUUUGACAUCUUUGAAUCUGUUCACAGAAGAUAAAACUUUGUAGCUUUUAUUGUAAUAAAUUUGCUGAGGUUCGAUUCUUUCACAGAUGCAGAUCACAGGGUCUCUGAUCUGUAGAAACAGUAGUCAUGGCCUGGCACGUCAACUUUAAAUCCUAUUAAAAGAUUUCAAGUCUAUAGUAAUUUAGUCGAUCUUAUGGACAAACAAAAAACUCUGCUGAUCAGAAACAGUGUCUGAUGGAUCCUGGCGACUCCAGCUGCUGCGGUCCGUGGAUAAAAAGAUCAUUCCACGCAGUCGCUGAUGGAGUCCAGUUCAUGUCCAGCAGGUCAGCAGUAAAUCAGGAGCACAGGCCUGCAUCUGCCGCCCCAGACACCAUAACCUCUGACCGUCUCUCACUUUGUAACCUUUGACCUCAGUAAAAAGGGCCAAAUUCAAGCAGACCAUCUGACAGCCAUAUGGGCUUCACUGAGCUGCUGAGAAUGAUGAAGUUCUCUGACCUGGAGAAAGUUUGAAUCAGGGUCAGAGAGCCAAGUGCUCACCAAGUCUCUAUUAAAUGUUACAGCAGUGGACAGAUCCAGCUGAGCCCACACUGCCACUUCAAAUUCAUAUCAGGAAUCUAAAUUUACCAACAGUGACCAUGUUUGCCUCUGUUUUUUAAAACUUUCUGUUAUUUCCUCUCCAGGGGACGUCAAACCCUGAGGGUUAGGGAACACAAAGUUUUGGGUCCCUAUGUGGAUGGCCUGUCUCGACUCGCUGUGGCCAGUUACAAGGUAAACUUUUUCUUGAAUAGUCACUUUUGUUUGUUUUCAUACUUUGAUGUCAGGUUUAUUUACACCAUGACUGUCUUAUAUUUGAUGCUGUGUUACAUUCUGUCAAAUGGCAGCUUAACAAUGGAGCUGAAUCUCUAAACUUAGGAUAAUCAAUGGUGGUAGAUUUCUUGUCAGUAUUUCUCCGUGAUUACACCAAAACUUUUCUAAAAUGUCACCAUGGAUGACAUGCUUCAAGGAGACCAACAAACACUGAAACCCUUAAUCCAAUUUUACAAAGAAUAUGAAGAUUCUAUGAAGUUCAUCACUCUCUUAUAGACUACCUGGAAAAUAGUUCGGCAAUUCCAGAAUCCUGUUCGCCAAAGUAAAAUUGUGAAGAAUCAGCUGAUUUCAACUUCUACAUUACAUAAGAUCAUGAAAAGAUUCAGAGAAUCUGGAGAAAUCCAUUUAAUCUAUUUACAAAUAGGGACAAGGCUAAGAAAACAAUACUAGAUGGUCACAUUUUUCAGGCUCUUAGCAGCACUGUAUAAAAACAGACUCAGACUCAGCAGUGGAAAUCACUUCAUAGGCUCCAGAUCACAUCCACUGUCUACUGUCGGUCUUUGUGAAAUAUCCACUAAGGCAGGUUAGAACUGUAUCAUGCAAAGAGGAAACCUAAUAUAGAUAUGAGCCCAAUGAACUGAGGCAAAGUAGAAAACUGUCUUUUGGUCCAAAAAAGUGUGAAGUUCCAUUUUUUUUUUUUUUUUGGAAGGCAUGGACUUAGCUCUUUUUAAUUUUAGGAGGACAGGCUCCACCUGGCUCUUUAUCAGCUCACAGUAAAAAAAAAACUGUGGGGAUGCUCAUGUGCCCCUGACAUUGCUAGUUUAUAUAUCUGGAAAGACACCCUUACAGAGGAAAAAAUAUACAGAAACAAUACCUUUUUGAGGAAGACCUCGCAUUAUACAGGAAGAAAAUACCAAACUACAAUUCACACUACCUUCAAGAGGCCUGGCUCCAUAAAAGAGGAGUCCAUAAAAAGUGAGGAGUCCAUCACUUUCAGAACUGAAGGCACUGGUCUCCUCUUUUCCCCAAAGUGCUGUUCAAAAACGAGAUGAUGAUGAUAAAACAGAACAGUAAACAUGCCUCUGUCACAACUUAGUUUGAAAAGUGUUGCUGGUAUCAACUUUAAAAUGAGCACAUAUGUUUCAAUACACUGCAAAAUAUUUCAGCUUUAACCUCUGAUGUGUGGUCUCACACUAAUUUUGAUGACAUAUUUGAGGUGUCACUGAUUUGGAAACCACCAGUCUUUCUUCUGAACAUUUCACACAUUGUCCAAACUCUUGUGAGACUCUACAAGAUUCUCUUUGCAGCAAGUGUCGUAUUGGCAGAAUAUCAGUAUAGUUUAUUAAUAAACUAUUGUUUGUUUGAUGACAGGACAUUGAGUCUCUGAUGUCAGAGGGUAAUAAGUCUCGGACUGUAGCAGCCACCAACAUGAAUGAGGAGAGCAGUCGAUCACAUGCUGUCUUUAACAUCAUCCUUACGCACACACUCAAAGACCUGCAGUCUGGGGUAAGAUAUAACGCACACACACACACACACACACACACACACACACACACACACACACACACACACACACACACACACACACACACACACACACACACACACACACUUUGUUGGUGCAUAAUUUUAAAGAAUUGAAUAUCUGAAUUGUUAUAAUGAUGGAUUGUGAAAGUACUUGUGUUUACUACUGACGGAGAAGAGAUGCAGAUGGCUUUGGUGUGAUGGUGUAGUGCUCUAAACAUGCCAACCCUCUAGUCCAACAGAUAAUUAGUGUCCACUUCUGUGGUAGGGGACGGUGCCAGAAAGGCUGCUGGGAGCUGAGCCAGGUCCCAGCAGCCUCUCUGGCAUACUAUUUUUGAGCAGAAGUUGUUUGGCAUGUUGGAGGAGUCAAUCCUUCUUGAUUGUGUCCAUUCAGCCUGAGCACACACUGUGAGGUUAUCCUGGUUCACUCAUCAUUAGUUAUUGAUCAUCUUGACAUUUGGUGAUGUAAUAUUAUGGCGCAGCUUCUGUCCAGACAUUUUUGUUGGUACCAGAGCAGAAGUGUCUGUGUCACUUGCAUGACUAAGCAAUGGUUGUCUGGCAACUUUUAGAUCAAUCUCUCGCCGGGUGAAAAGUUGGGAACAAAAUGGGAUGAUGUCAGCUCAGCUGUCUGACCUAACACUCCAAGAAAAGAGCUCAUUCCCCUUCCUCGCUGACCUACUUAGCCUAUCCUGCUCCAUGCUCUUGUUUGUAGAAAAACUUAACCACCAGCAAAUCUUGUUAAUAAUUCACAGGCAUGACUUUCAGUUUGUCAGCUGAUAUGGUGCGCUCUGUUUUCAAGCCACACCUACAGUCAGUCUUCAGCCUGGUCAGUCAGUCAGUAGGUUCAUCAAGCACACAGCGGAAGUGCAGACUGUAAAGUCAGUGAAUCACUCAGCUGACAUGUUCACAAUCUGGCCCAGGCGGUCCUUUGUUUGGUGAAUUUGUUGUUUUAUUUAAUUGUGUCCUCAUUUGAUGAAUAAAAUGAAAUGACCUGAAAAGUCUACAUGAUUUCGCACUCUGAAGGGGAACUCCUCUUUGACCACGAAAAGCCCCACUAGAUUAGAUCGAAGCUCACUUCAUUGAAAUAAUCUGUGUUACAGCUUUUUUUGUUUAUUUUGUCUACACUGCAGUUUUUGGCAUUAUUGUGUGAUCAUGUUUUCAUGUUUCACACUGUAUGGCUUUGUGUGCAAGGUGGGUAUUAAGUUAAAAAAACUUAAAACAAAAAUGAAGGGAUUAUCACAGCCUUAAAAUGACACAGUGGAAAUGUUUCCGAUGAGAAAUUACUCCACCAGUUGUAGACCUCUGCACUGGUUUGAAAUGCAUCCUUUGUCAGCCCCCCUUCCUCCACCCCCGCCCUCCUCAGGCUCACUUUACAAUAGUUUUGCUGAUGUUAAUGAAAGAACAAAUAAAGCUGCAGGUGUUAAAAAGUGUAUUGUCCUAAUAUUUACAGGAAGACUGACAGUAGGCAGCAUUUAAGCUAAUCUGUGCCCCCGGAUGACUCAGGUAACGUUGUUGAAUAGAGGAACAGUGUUGAACCAGCCAACAUUAACACUGAGUGAAAUCAUCAAGUGCUGGGUGAGUCAUUCUGACUCUCCCUCAGCUUAUUACAGGAUUUCCUCUGAGUUACAUGCACAUGCUCUGCUCUGACAUGUCAGUCAGACACAGUGCAGACGAGUUGACUGAACUUCAGCCCCUCUUUGUGACCAACUCAGGCCUUUACUCUUGUUUUCUUCUGUUGUUCUACACCCAAGUUACAACCAGCUGUUAUUGACGGAUCAGAUUUUGUGGAGAGAAAGAGACAGCCGCUUGAGAUUCAUUUUUUAUGAUUUGUUUUCCAGUUUACUCAAUGAUUUACAUUUUAAGUACUUGCUGAUUUUCUGACUCUUGCUCUCUCCUGGAACUUUAAUGCUGCUGCCAAGUGGUCGAAAUAGAUCUGGUUACUGACUGUGGUAUCAUGUGUCCUAGUUUACAGACUAGUAAUGCCUUAUGCAUACAGUGCACACACAGUGGUGAACAACACUGAAAAAGACAGAACAAAAAGAUAGACUGAUGUGACUUUCAGAGUCUGACAUGAUCAGCUACCAGAGCUCUGUGUCAGAUUACAGUCAUUGAUUAUUACAUCCAGGGGUUCUGAUUCUGAUUUCAAACUCUUCUAACUUCCCACUAGGUCUAUUGUUGAUGUGAACAGCUAUUUUCUAGCUCUGUCUAAAUUUCCAUCCUUAAGGCCUUAUUUGAAGAAAAAAAAGGCUUGGGUUUAUUUUUGGGUCAUAUUGGCUCAGUGUUUCUGAUAAAAAUCUUAUGUUUGUUUUUACAACUCUGGGGGAUUUUAAGAACCACAAUCUGAGGCUGUCUACUAUUAGUGGAGCUGGGGUUGAUUUUAAUCACUAAAUUGAAUGAAUUGGUCUUUUCAUUAUUCGGGCUUAGAGUUGCUCUACCUAAGAUUUUAAUGUGAAAUGAGAUACAGGAUGAAAACCCUCAAGAUGCCUGGAAAGAAAAGACUAAAUCAUGUCUUGAGUACCUGUUACAUGGGUAGCUCACACAGCACAGCUCCACAGUGAAUGAGUUUACUGCAAAACUCACAUGGCUGUAAUCCCAACCAGUCACAUUUUGACGACAUUUAAUGCAUCAUGUCAGAAAAAAUAUCUGACAAAGGAGAGCCUGAGCUGCUGAGUGGUUGAAAUAUGUGAGGCAAGAAUGGGACUAAUUUAAUUUGUAAAACCCCAGAUUAAACUCCUCAGUCCCCCAAUGUUGACAGUCCUGUUUAAAGACAAGGUUGUGCAACACAAUAAUAGCAAACAUGCACCAGCUGUUUUAAAACACAUUGCUUUCAUCAAAUUCACAGUAGUCAUAUAUAUUUUUUAUAAACCAGUAACAGUUUUCACUUUCAGAAUUCAUAUAUUGUAUUUUUACUUUUUGCAGUUGUAUAAAUGAUUCACAAACCAUCAAACUAUGUUUUUAUAAACAUUUUAGGCAGUGUCACCACUGUUUUGGAAUUGGGGGUGUACUUCAGUACAUAUGACAGAUAUACUGUGGCUCUGAAGGUCAAUGGCUCAAAUAUUUGGGAAAACAAAAACAUUUUGGAAACAUGAACAAAUUUUGAAAAAAUAGAAAUGAUUCUGUGCCCACAAAAUGUAUUCGCAAUUCCAGAAUGUUUCUGUUUUAUAAUUUUAAUUGUGAUUUUGUUUAUAUGAAAUGUUUUUUUUGGGGGGGGGUUGUUUUGUAAAGUGUUUGUGUGAUUGUGGGUUAUUUUUUGGCAUUGAAUGAAAUGUAUUUGGAUUUAUGAACUUAGAUUUUUGGCCUACUGAAAAUAUUUGUCUCAUUGACCUUCAGGGCCACUGUACGGACAGUUAAAAACUGCUUGUGCUAAAGAGAAACCAAAUGUGCAGAAUAACAGCAUCAAAAGGCAGCAUCAUUGUCAACCAGCAGAGUUUCAACAUUGUGGAUCUGACCUGAUGGGGGAGUCAACAGGCACACCACUGAAGACGCCACAGGAGUAGGCAUGUGCCGAUAUGAAAAAUUUGAUAUCACGAUAUUGGUGGCCCAAAAUAUCACGAUUCACAAUAUGAUCACAAUAUUAGCGCAUUGCUUUUAAUGUUAUUAAAAAUGGCAAAAAACACUGCGAAAUCACUCCUCUGUGCACAGCAUGACACGCACAAACAAUAUGAGCAAGAGGCAGCUAAUGCAACGUUGGGAGCAUUAGCUUUUUGGAGCUAAAGUUAGCAGAAACGUCACUAACGUUGUCAAUAAUAAGCAGUAGAGUAGACCGAACUUGUUGCAGUCAUGUUGUUUUUACCUUGAUUUGGGCGAACGAUGCUGGAUGGUGUUCACGGAGGUGGGCACGUAGGUUUGAAGUGUUCGAAAAUGGCGCUGCAACUUCCUUAUGGCAUAACCUGCAGAUUGGUGUCAGGUUUACCUGCUCUGUCUGUUUUGUGAAGCCGUAAAACGUCCAUACUGCAGACGAAACCUUUUUAAUAGGAGGAUACAGCCAAGGUGUUUCGUCAUUCUCAGUCUCUGACUGUUCUUGGUCCGGUGUUAUGCUGUACAGUCCCUGACAAAAGUCUUCAUCGCUUGGGUACAGGUUGACCUUAAGUGCCCCUCAAAUAUAUGUGCAAUCAAUUUUUUUUACAAGAAAUGUCUAAUUUCAAUCCCAACAGCGUUUGAAAUAAUGUUUUGGUGCCUUCAGUGAAGGAAAUUUAUUUUAGAUUUUAAACAUAAUUUGGGAGGGUUUUAGCUUUCAUAUGAGCCAUUUCUAAAACCAAUGGAUUAAUGACAAGUCAGGUUAUAAGCUGUUGUUUCUACAAAAUGGAUAAGCGACAAGACUUUUGUCAGGCACUGUAGAAUGCACCCCUGCCGCUGAAUGCACCCCUGACGGGAGCGCGGUUGAGAGUACAUAACAAGGUGAAAUAAUCCAAGUUUUCUUACAGUUGGGUGGAUUCAAAAGCGUGUGCCUCUAAUGAUUUCAUUCAGACUGUUCAGAUAAGCUGAAAACAAUAGCGCGCUCUGAAUCGUAAUAUUUGCUGUCCCGAAAAUAUAAUGUUCUCUACCUUGACAACUUACUGUACAGUUUAUGUACCCAAGUACACCUCUGUGUGCAUUUUUGGGACACAUUAAAACAGAACGAAAGUUUGCUGCUCCAUUUGACAUGUUGUCAUGAUCCAAUUCUCGUGUUUUUUAAAAUAUCAGAUCAUAUCUCCUCCACUUUAAGAAGCUAAUGAGUGGAUGGGAUGCAUUGUCGACACGCUCCAACAGUGCGUUGAGUGGCUGCAAUGCAUUGUGGGUGGCCAUGCGUUUUGUUGUAAAAUUUCUUCAUUCUCUCUUUUAAUGUUCCCGUUUUUGUUAGGCUGGCAUUAAUGUACUUAUUUCGAGAGUUUUUUUGGAUUUGGAACUACUUAUGUGGUGGUUUGUUUGUACAUUUUGCUACCGAGGCUUUGACACCGUGGGUAAGACUACAAGCGGGUUAAGUUGGUAAGUACUCGGCUUCGCUCGCCACCGCCGAGUGUCGCUGCCACUCAAAUUAUAAUUGUUGAACGAUUUUUACAGUACCUUACGAUUUCAUUAUCGUGACCGUUUAAUGUCGCAUAUCACGCUUAAAUCGUAUAUAGACACAUCCCUACACAGGAGAGGUGUAAACAUAGAAAGAUGUAUGGAGGCCUGAGGGUUUAGAGUAAAUAACAAGAGGGGCAGUAUCACAGGAUCUUGGCAGUACCAGGUGCCUCAUUGUUUGACCUUUGUUACCAGGAAACCGUUUGUUCUCAGAGUCUUGCUAUGAAGACACAUAAUGGAUUGAGUCUUUACACUGAACAUGUUAUACCAGUGAUAUACAGCUGGCAGUGUUGGACUGUUCUUUGCAAAGGCUUGUUUAAAUAUGAGUUAGCCAAAGGACUUCUUGUAUCUCAGAGGGACUGUAGCUGAACAGUUCUGCUUACUGACAGGCUAUCUCAUCUGCUGAUGUGCUGCUUUAGCUGUGCAGCAGGUGAAGAACAGGUGUUACAUUCAGCCUCCUCAGCAACAGACCUGAGAGGCUCUGUCAGUAAAGAUGGCUAUGUGAUGCCAACAUCCUCAACUGCCUCAGCAAGAAAACUGAGGCAAGCUGUCCACAAAUGGCUGAAAGAUGCCAAACUGACUCAUCACAGAGUACUAUGAAGCUCAGAAGAGUCACAAGAAUCAAAAUCAAGAUCCUCUGAGCUAAACAGAGACAUUCAGCAGAACAACUUCCACAAGAAUGUUUCAAAUAAAGCAAACGUGUGGUAGUUUACUUUUGGCCUCUUUUGCUGCCAUUGUUGAAAACCAAAGUAGUGUUUAUCAUUAAGGUGCUGAAAACCCAGGAGGGAUCGUUCUGUUGAAGCGUCUCCUCGCUGACUCUUGAUUUGUCACUUUUGUCAGAUCUCAUGUAGACGUGUAAAUGUCUUUUUAAGAAUCUCAUCGACCCACCAGUUAGAAGACAGACAGGGGAGACACAAAGACUGGUGGCAUUUGGCUAUUAAAAGAAAUAAACAAGUUGGUGUCAUGACAGUAAAUGAUGCCUGAUCGCUGUAGCAAUUACAAAUGCAGGUAUGGUACAGUUAAGUCCAUGCAUGCUUUAUGUCUGUCUUCAGUUUGUUGACGUAAUUUUGUCUGGUCUGUUAAAGUACAUUGAAUGCUGCCAUUCAGAGCCCAUUUAAAAGGCAACACAAAAGAGAGACUGAAUUACCCGAUCAGACUCUUUGGAACUUUUAAAGGGAGAUGCUUUGCAUUGAUUUUCACUGUGUCUUAUUAUUACUGUUAUCUUAGCCUUUGUAAUUUUUUUUAAAUCAAACUACUUUUGUUUUCUCCACCACUUGUGGUUUAAAUUAAAGAUAUACAAAGACCCUAAACAAAACAAAAACAAGAUUUCCUUUUUCUCCAUCUUUUUCGGCAGACGAGUGGGGAGAAGGUGAGUCGCUUGAGUCUGGUAGACCUGGCUGGAAGUGAGCGAGCAGCAAAAACCGGAGCAGCAGGAGAACGACUCAAGGAGGGAAGCAACAUCAACAAGUAUGAAGAAGUAGUUCAACACAGAUACACGCUUGACACACCAACACACACGCAUGCACACACUUAAAGCCAUGAUGAAGUGUUUGCCUAGACUCAGACCUUUACUUCUCUGAAGAAGCUUAUUUCUUUUAAGACUGACUCUUGUCAGUUCAGUCUCUCUUAUACUUGAAGUGGAUAAGUCUGGAAAACUGAGACAUUCUAUGAAGCUACAUUUUAAUGCUAGUAAGAGGAGGAGAAACACAAUAACACUGACUACAAGAGGACAAGGUGAUGCCAGUGAUCUGAGCAGAUAGAUGUAAUGACCUGGAAACCACCUGACUUUGCAUCAUCGUGUGUUUGUUUUCAGGUCACUCACUACACUGGGGCUGGUGAUCUCGGCACUAGCUGAACAGGGAACAGCCAAAAACAAAAACAAGUUUGUUCCUUACAGAGACUCUGUUCUGACAUGGCUGCUGAAGGUACAUACGUGCAAAUGACUGAACAGUGGUUCAUUAUAACGCUCUUUGUUGCCAUUAGAAAGCAUGUUAAUUAUAUUUACACUUCUCUCUCCUUGCCUUCCCCCUUCUCCUCUCUCUCUUGCCACAUUUGACCUCUUUUCAGGACUGUCUGGGCGGCAACAGUCGCACAGCAAUGGUUGCAACUGUGAGUCCAGCAGCAGACAACUAUGAAGAGACACUAUCAACGCUCCGCUAUGCUGACCGAGCAAAGAACAUAGUUAACCAUGCCGUGGUUAAUGAAGACCCCAAUGCCCGUAUUAUCAGGGAGCUCAGAGAAGAAGUGGAAAAACUACGAGUGCAGCUGACUCAGGCAGAGGUGAGUUGUCUUUAUGAUCUUUGAAACCAGAAUUAGUAGUCCUUUGUGUUUACUACACUCUCAUCUCAUUUGUUCUCCAGUCUUUGAAGGCUCCAGAGCUGAAAGACCGCCUGGAAGAGUCUGAAAAGUUGAUCCAAGAGAUGACCGUCACCUGGGAGGAAAAGCUGCGCAAAACUGAGGAGAUUGCACAAGUCAGACUCACUGUAGUUCAUUUUGUGUUUGGUUGUUCUAAAACUGUGAACACUGUCCUCAUUGUUGUUUGUGUUUGCAGGAGCGUCAGAAGCAGUUGGAGAGCCUGGGUAUUUCUCUACAGUCUUCAGGGAUUAAAGUCGGUGAUGACAAGAGUUUUCUUGUCAACCUUAAUGCUGAUCCUGCCCUCAAUGAACUGCUGGUGUACUACCUAAAGGUACACAGACAGAGCCUCACACACACACACCUAUGAACAUUGUGAACAUGUACACAGAGUACCACUCCAGCCAAGUUUAGUGAGUGGGUUUGAAAAGGCUGACCAGGUGGAAAUCCUUUCUGAAUGACUGUGGGUGCAUGAAGAAAAACUUUAUUUAUCCCUGAAGAGAAAUUCAAUGAUAAAAGCAAUGCCUGAAAUUUUUCAUAGGAUCAAUAUAGCUUGCAUCCAUCCAUCUACCCCCCCCUUCCUCCCUCCCUUCCUUCCUUCCUUCCUUCCUUCCUUCCCUUCUUCUAUCCUCCCUUCUUUUCUUCCUUCCUUCCCCCUUCCUUCCUUCCUUUCUUCAUCCCCAUUCUUUCCUUUCUUCUUCCCCUAUUCCUUUCUUCCUUCCAUCCUUCCUUCCUUCCUUUAUCCCCCAUUCCUUCCUUCCUUCCUUCCUUUUUUAUUUCUGCCUUUCUUUCUUUUUCUUGAGUUGGAAAGUACCAAAAAAAAAACUUCAUACGAACCACGACUACAAAUCUUUCCAAAAGACUCAUUUGAUGUUCAGGUUAAUUCAAAACAGACUAAGACAGUCAGGAAAGGGUGAAAUAAAAUUCAAUGCAUUUGUGAUUUCCAACAAAAGUGUAAACACUAGAUGGCCCUGCUUUGUUUUUUCCCUGUUCUUCAAACUCUCAGCUGUUAAAUAAUCUCUUGACUUUUCUUUUUCAGCAACACACAAAGGUGGGCUCAGCAGACUCUCAGGACAUUCAGUUGUGUGGGAUGGGCAUCCAGGCAGAGCACUGUGUCAUCGACAUUACAACAGAAGCUGCUGUCAUCCUCAGUCCUUAUAGAAAUGCUCGGUAAGUAACCCCGGCAGCAUCACACUCUCUGCAGUGUGUCACUGAAAGAUGUUUUUAUCCUGAGAGACAUUAAGCCAUGUUUCCUUCAACCUCUGUUUUUCUCAUAGGACCUGUGUCAAUGGUUCUCCAGUUACAAGUGCUCUCCAGCUUCAUCAUGGUGACCGAAUCCUCUGGGGAAACAACCACUUCUUUAGGUUGGUUUACAUACCUCCACAUCUGCAAAAAUGUGGGAUUUCAAAAAUUUUAAUCAAUAAUUCUCUGGACAGUUUCAUUUUACACGUGUAAUGACGGCUCUAAAUAUACUUAAAUAUUGUUUUAAAUCAUUUUGUCUUAAUUUGCUGUUCUUUUUGUUCAAACGCACCACUGUAAUUCAUCUCACAUUUCAAAUACUGCCUAUUAUCAACCUUUUUCAUAUGCACACUCCUGAAAAUGCUUGGACAUUUUAAAUUCUCCUUAAAUUGUCUUAUUUUUUUACGUACACAUUUCCUAAAUAGAUGAAAAAGACUGACUGUGAAAGCAGCCUCAUUAAAUGCUCCUAGAUUGUAUCUGUCAUAUACUGUUCACAAUAUAGAAACCUCACCACUUCUCACCAUUUUAUCACAGUGCAUUUUCCUCAAUUAUACUCAGACCUCUUACAAAAAAACUGUGUCCUGGAGGGUUGAAGAUUUUGAAGAAAAAGUUAGAAGUGAAGUUCAGGAGAGAAAAAAAUCAUGUUUGUUUUGCCCAUCCAUGAAAAUUCCUAAAAUGUUCAUGAGUUUAGUGCAUCGCUUAGGACACCUGAUGUCUUUUGUAGAAGUUCACAGAAAAGGCUAAAGAACACCUGACUUUUGCUUUGAAGUGAAUUUUAUCAUUAAAUUAAAAACAAUGCCAAAAACUCACAGUCGUUAACUGGACCUCCUGCCUGCAGGAUCAACCUGCCUAAACGACGCAAUCGAGGAGCUGAGGAUGAGGAAGGUGAGGGUGGGCUGAUGAAGAGCAGUGGCAGCAGUGAGCAGCUGGAUGCAGAUGGUGACACAGCCAGUGAAGUGUCCAGUGAAGUCAGCUUCUCCUAUGAGUUUGCCCAAACAGAGGUCAUGAUGAAGGCCCUUGGCAGUAAUGGUAAGAUUUGUUUUGAAGGAGAGAAUCUGUGCCUUGCUCAAGAACACAUCAGUAUGUCUGACUCCUAACUCUUGUGUUUUUUUUUUUGUCUUGAUAGAUCCCAUGCAAGCUGUUCUCCAGUCUUUAGAAAGACAACAUGAAGAGGAGAAGCGCUCUGCUCUGGAGCGACAGAGGCAAAUGUAUGAGCAGGAACUCCAGCAGCUCCGUAAGAAGCUGAACCCGGAUCGUCUGUCCACUGGUAACUCUGGAGGGCCAACAUCUGGUCAGCAAGUUCAGGGACAGCAGUCUCACUACCGCAGCCUGGAGAGGCUCAGUAUGGGAGGGAUGAGCCAUUCAACCAGCGCCCAGAGCAGACUCAGGCAGUGGAGUGAGGACAGGUGAGAGAGCCCGUCUGUGUACAAGGAUUUGUAGAUGAUCACUCAAUGACGGUAGACUAAAACAAACACCCCUUCCUUUUUCAUCAUCUCGUCUUCCACAUCAGGGAGGCUGUGUUGGUGAGGAGUCUGCGGCGGCUGAGGGAGCAGAUAGUGAGGGCUAACCUCCUGGUUCAAGAAGCCUGUUUUAUUUCCGAUGAGCUGGAGCGACACACAGAGUACAGAGUAACUCUGCAGAUCCCAUCAGACAACCUCAACGCAAACCGCAAGGUCUCCCAGGCGCUCAGACAUCUUAACAGACAUUUCUUUAUGGUCAAAGUUUUAGCACUAGUGUUCUUGUAAUUUAUCUCUGUGUUCUUUUCUUCAUAAAGAGGGACGCAGUGCUGAGUGAGCCAGCUAUUCAGGUUCGACGCCGCUGUCGGGGAAAGCAGAUCUGGAGUCUGGAGAAGAUGGAGAACCGUCUGGUUGACAUGAGAGAGUUGUACCAGGAGUGGCAGGACUACAGCCAACAUAACCAAGACAACCCUGUGAGUAAGCUUGACAAAGCAGUAAUAUGAAUUUAAGACAAUAGAUACAGUAUACUUAAAGAGAAACUGAGAGUGCUAAAUGCUCAGACUUGCACUUUGAUGUUUCAUGCUCCUCUCCUUUUCCCUGGACAGAUGAUGCGCUCAUAUUUUCGACGGGCAGACCCUUUCUUUGACGAACAGGAAAACCACAGUCUGAUCGGUGUUGCCAAUGUCUUCUUGUCCUGUCUGUUUUAUGAUGUCAAGCUGCAGUAUGCUGUUCCCAUCAUCAACCAGAAGGGGGAGGUGGGUAGUCACAGGAUUGAUGUUCACAGAUUUAUUCCCCUAUUCCUCUUUCACAGCUUUCAUUGCGGACCGUUGUCAUAAUUCAUCAUAAAUGUUUACCUUUCUGCGAGUGUUGCGCGUUAACAUUUGGUGACAUUUUUUAUCUUGUGAAUUUUUUUCCCUUCGGUUUGACUCGCACUUUAUUUUUCAUUGUGAUUAAGUUAGUGAUUGUCAGGGUAGCAUGUUAAAGUCGCCACCAAGUACACUUUCAAAAUCUUCAAAAAGAUGUUGAAUGGCAACGCUGUGCAGUUCAAUGGUCACCAAAUCAAUAAAUCAUGGAUCAAUAAAUCUGGACUGAACUGACACUGAUUGACACACGCACUAUUUAUUGAGAUAUUUGCCUCUUGUGUUCAGGUGGCAGGGCGUCUACAUGUAGAGGUGGUGAGGGUUGGAGGGGCAUUGGAGGACAACAUGGCUGGAGGAGAUGAAUCCGACAACAAUCAAGACACUGAGGUCCAGGACCGCAAACUGGUCUGCAUGGUAAGACAUGUCGACCCUCUCUGAGGAGUAAAAUACUCCUUUAACUUAAUCCUGCUUCAAGUUGAGGUGUUGUUAUUUUACUUCGGUGAGGGUUUUGGCUCGGUGCGCCUUAAAGAAACUGUAUGUUUUUGAGUGUUUCAGUAACCUUUUACUUGUGUAUCCUCAACAGAUUAAGAUCCUACAGGCAACCGGUCUUCCUCAGUACCUGUCCAACUUCGUCUUCUGUCAGUAUGCCUUCUGGGAUCAGCCUGAGCCUAUCAUAGUGGCUCCUGAGGUCGACCCAUCAUCCACAUCGCCCAGCAGCAAGGACCCACACUGCAUGGUGGUGUUUGACAGCUGCAAGGUGAGAAAUUUAAAGCUCAGGUAAACUGUACUGGUCGAAUGUUUUAGUUUAGUUUAGUUUUAAACUGAAAUGCAGGACAUAUUAAGGGAAGAUAAUCAUGUCAAAGAUGGUGAACUGGAUUGGUUACUUUAACAGUAUUGUUCUCUUGUUCUGUAGGAGCUGGCAGUGUCUGUAUCAGAGGAUUUCAUUGAAUACCUGACUGAAGGGGCUGUUGCAAUCGAGGUGUUUGGGCACAGACAGACUGAUGCAGGAAGAAACCCGGCCCUGUGGGACCUGAGCAUUAUUCAGGCCAAGACACGCACACUAAGAGACAGGUAGACACAAAAAGUCACCGGUGACACAGUAACUUAGCCUAGUUUUAACAGCUAGCACAAGUUAAUCAAACUGCAAACCAAUCAAUCCCCCAGUAUGUUGCAGAGUUUUCAUGUCAGUGUUUUUAUUUUCUUCUGUAGGUGGAGUGAGGUAACACGACGCCUGGAGCUGUGGAUUCAGAUCCUGGAGAUCAACGAGAACGGAGACUUUGUCCCCGUGGAGGUAGUUCCUGCGAGAGAUGUACGGACUGGGGGAAUCUUUCAGUUACGGCAGGUAGGGAUAAGCAUGAACACAAAAGGGGGAGCUGCCUUCCUCAAAGAAAAAUUCUGCAGUAACCAAUUUCCUGUCUUUUAAACUUCUCUGCCUUUCUCCUGUGCUCCUUUCCCUUACCUCCAGGGUCAGUCAAGGCGGAUCCAGGUGGAUGUGCGUUCAGUCCAGGACUCUGGCACAAUGCCUCUGAUAUCAGAAAUAGUGCUUGCUGUAUCAGUGGGUUGUGUGGAGAUCAGAAACACAACUUCAAAUCAGGAAGGAGACGAGAUGGACAGUUAUCAGGUAGACCAAUUUGGUAGAACUUCUAAAAUUUAGACUGAAAACAGUACUUGGAGGAAACCGAGGAAAGAUUUGAUUAACUUAUCGUUUUGUCAUGAAGGAAAGAGAUCUGGAGCGUUUGCGGCGGCAGUGGUUAGCUGCUCUCACCAAGAGACAAGAAUACUUGGAUCAACACCUGCAGAGCCUGGUCAGCAAAGCAGGUACAGCACAAAAGCAAACACCAGAACUCAAACAGUCAUUACCAAGAAAAAUGUAAAAUCCUGCAUCAUGUGUCUCCUGCAGACUGCUGCAAACAAUCAGCAGCUUGUUGGCAUCAUUUGUCAGUCAUUGAUUUUUAUUUUCAUAUUUCUAGUUAAGUUUUAUUGAUCUCAUGCUCAUAGAACUAGUAAUAUAAAGUUGGGUCAAGUACAAAGACAAAAUGAAGAAGAUGAUGGUUGGAUAGACCUAGAAUAGUUUAUGUCCUGGAAAAGAGGAAGAAGAAAAAGAAACAUGUCUGGUCAUGUGCAAAUAAAUGGAGAAGUCGGCCGUUAAAUGUUACUCUGCAGACAAACGUCUGCUCAUACGUACACACACAGUUUCAUAAUGAAUGAUAAAAAAACAAGUUAGUACAUUUGUACAUAGAGGAAAAGUAAGCAGGUGUCUUAACAAAGACAAACAAAUCAAAUAAAAAAGAUGCUUGUUUUCUUUGUGCUUAGGGCAGGUAAGUAAAUCAGUGUCCAGGUUUUGAAGACAGAAGUUUAAUCCACAUAAUCCAGAAUAUGUAAUGUGGGAUUUAAAGAGAUGUUCUCUUGAAUGACUGUGGAUUGUUGAUCAAUUUUACCUCCAGAUUGUUGCAAUUUAAGGCAUUUCUUUAUUAUUGGAUAAAACAAGUCUUUCCCUUUGUCACAGUGCAAACAUGUCUCAUUAUUGCUCAAAUGGAUACAUUUUUGAGGGCAGCCACAUGUGCUCAUGAACUUCAGUUAGAGACUUUUGUUUCUUUUUUAAGUGGAUUUCAUGCUCAGUUAAAGACUCUUGAAUUCACCUGAGGUUUCAAAUGUUUUUGUUGUUGUUGGGAACACAGAGAAGACUGAGGAUGAUGUGGAGAGGGAGGCUCAGCUGCUGGAGUGGCGCUUGACUCUGACAGAGGAGAGGAAUGCUGUCAUGGUGCCCUCUGCUGGCAGCGGUAUUCCGGGAGCUCCUGCUGAAUGGUACUGCUGCACAUGGAGACAUUUGUGUUUUUGUCUCUGACUUUUGAUUGCCUUUACUAAUACUGCACAGACCUGCUGAUAACAGUGAGUAUUACAUGUUUGUUUGUUUGCAGGGUUCCUCUGCCAGGCAUGGAGACUCAUAUUCCUGUCCUCUUCCUGAACCUCAAACGUAUGUCAGCUAUUCUUUAAAGGACACAGAUUUUGCUCUUCUCCUUCUUCUUGUGGGAUAAUGUGAAGGGUUUUGUUUGUGUUUUCCUAGCUGAUGACCUCAGUUCUCAAGACCAGUUUGAGGUUCCUGAGGCGGGAGGCUGGGAUGCCACCCUGAGUGGGGAGGAUGAGGACGACUUCUUUGACCUGCAGAUCGUCAAACACUACGAUGGAGAGGUGAGGGUGGACCUGUGUGAAAGUCUGUCUUUCUUCACCCAUUUGUUAAACCUGAUUAUGAACUUGUCUAUUAUUGUCAACCCUGCAGGUUAAAGCUGAGGCAUCAUGGGAUUCCACUGUCCACGAGUGUCCACAGCUCAGUCGAGGGGGGACCUGGCCAGAGCAGCGGGUUUAUCUGACAAUUCGGGUUGUGGUCCAGCUCAGUCAUCCUGCAGAUAUGCAGCUGGUCCUCAGAAAGAGGAUCUGUGUCAACGUGAAUCCAGGCCGCCAGGGCUUUGCACACAACUUCCUGAGGAGGAUGUCCACACGCAGCACCAUCCCCGGCUGUGGAGUCACUUUUGAGGUGGUCUCCAACAUCCCCGGGGUGAGAGUGGAGUUAAUAUCUGACGUUUUUAGUGAAAAUGAUCACAGCAGGAUGGAUGGGUCAUUUUAUACCUACCUUUUUUGUUUUGCUCUGAUAGGAUGCCCCCGGAUCAGAGGACAGGGAGAUGCUGGCCCGUCUUGCUGCCAGUGCACAUAACAGUCAGUCCGGUGAUGAUGAGGCUGCUAUUGAGAAAUACCUCCGCAGUGUCCUCAGUCUUGAAAACAUCCUGACCCUGGAUCGACUCAGACAGGUAGACGGAGAAAGUAACAAAAAGAUCUACUGAUCAAUGAAACACGUUAAAUUUAAACCAAGUGUCAGCUGAGGAGAUCCAGAAUGUUUUAAAAAUCCAAAUUUAUCAAAGUAGUGAUUUUCUUUUAUUUCUUAUUUUCAUUUUUAUUUCAUUAUCGAAUUUCCCCUUGGGGGUAAAUCAAGUUCUUCUUACCUUAUAUUGUGUGGUGUCUUACAUGUUGGGAAUACUUUGUGUUUAGGAGGUGGCUGUGAAGGAGCAGCUGACUAGCAGAGGGAGAGGCAACAGACGGAGCAUAAGUUCUCCUUCAGUCCACCGGGUAAACACUCUAUAUUACUGCUAUUACUCUAUAAUCUAUCCAAACAAACAUUCCCUCAUGAGUUUCCUCGCUGUUGUUCCAUCCUCAGCUGUCUGGAAGUAGACAAGAUCUGUCCACAACCUGCCUGCUGGAUGACAAGGUAAAGGAGGUUUUACUUCUCACAUCCACACGUUUGUGACCAACAAUCAGGGUCGUGUCCAGAGAGGUGAUCAUGGGUGCUGUUGGCCCUGCUUGAAAUCUGAUUUGCUAUCCCAGGUUCCAAACUCCAAAUCCUAAACAUUUGUUAGCUAAUUGCCUUGUCAGAGGCAGAACUUGGACUAAAACCAACUGUUUGGUCUGUGAUACCCUGUCAUGAUAAGAUCAUCAUGAAGUUGUGAAAAAAGGAAAAACAACUGUGUGAUGCUUAAAUGAUGAAAGUAGAAAGUGAGGACAGAUACUGUUGAGACUCUGGCCACCCCUUCUUUUGUCAGUACCCUGGUUGGGACACCCCAGUUAAAAAUGUCUGGACACAGCCCUGCCUACAAUACACAUCUGUCCUUUCCUCUGUUUUAUUUCUCAGUCUUUUCUCCUCUCUGUUUCUCAGGGUCGAUGGGAAAGUCAGCAGGACAUCUUCAUGCCCUCCCAGUUUCAACGCACCCUCCCCCGGCCCGCCUCCUCCCCCUCCACCUACUCCACCUCCCCUUCUCAGUCUCCAACUCCCUUUGGCAUGACGCCUCCUCAAGCCCAGGAACCUGAGCAAGGUAAAACCUCUCAUCCUUGACCCCCUCACUCUCUUCUUCUCUCUUCCAUAACAUCACUCCACUUCUCCUCCAUACACUCACUUCUUACUCUAAAGCGCUUACAUUCACUCGAAUGUCGUUUUCUUUCCAACUAUGUCAUUCAUGUCUGCUGUGUUUCUGUCUCAUGAACUUUGAGCUCAAUCAUGUGACUCUGUCCUUCUUGCCUUGCUUCCCCUUCUCUUCCAUCAUGUCUCCUUGUGUUUGUUGUUUCCAGAGUGUAGUAGUUUACUCCACAAUCCCAAACGUCAUUGUGUAUUUGAUUUUUAAAUUCUGGGUCUCCACUUUGACCUUGGCCUCUCCAGCAGAGGUGAAGUCUCUCUUCAUACUGUAUGCUGUUAGUGUUUCCUAAAUCCAUGUCUGUGACCUGCUAUUUUAGAGACCAUGUGCACUUCUCUGUUUUUUCUCCUCCUCCUCCUCCUCCUCAUCUUCAUCAUCAGAACUUUUCAGUGUGUGGUGGUGAACUGAUCUGAGCUGAUCUGAUCAAUCGGAGUUCUUCACUGUGUCAUUGUGAUUUCUUUCUCAUGUGAAUUUGAACGUCCUUUAAGAUUAAUUCUGUCUAAUGAGCAGAAUUAAUGAUUUUUGUUUUACACUCAGUGAUUAGAGUGUUUUGUUGUGAUCAUUGUGUCUUAGCUCAAACAAACAUCUGUGUGUCAUGGCACCCUAGGCUGCUUGAUAUCUUCCUCUGUCAGUCUCUCGCUGCGUUGGUUUUUAGGCCAUUUUCUGGACUCGCUCUCAACUUCCUGCCUUAAUCUUUCGCAACUCCUCUACCUCCCACACCUGCUCCUCCUUCCUUGCUUUCUUCCUUUCUCCUGCCUCUUCUUCCUCCUCACCUCCCCCACCCCUCCCUCCCUCCCCCCCAGGUCGUUCAGGACUUGCUGCCUCUUAUCUUUCAGUUAAAGCGCUGGUCCCUCAGAUGCCCAAACUGCUCAAGUCUCUGUUUCCAGCACGGGACGACAAGAAGGAACUGAGACCUUCACCACACAGCCAGCAGGUGAGCAGAGCAGAGAGUGGGAGAAGCUGAGUGAUCCCUGAAUGACUCUUUAAAAAGCUUCUUUAAAUGUGUGAGUGUGGAGCAGGGAGGGCUUCAGUCAGCCAAGCUGCAGGAUUUAAGAUGUUAAGAAUAGUUUUAGUGUUUAACAUUGGCUGUAACAAAGAUGGAUGACAGCCCUCCAACUUUUCCAAACCUCCAAGAGAUCUUGACAUGAUUUGGAGAUCUUGCUGUCAUAGCCUUGAUUUCACACCACACCUCCUCUGCAACUGAAACACACUUGUUCACUCAUGAAAGCUCCCUCAGGCCAGCAUGCACAGAACUUCCUGUCUGCAUGUUUAGGAUGAAGGUGGUGGUGUAUUUUAGUUUUAGAGUUAAACUCAUUUUCUAUUUGCUAUCAUGGAGGAGGAACGCUCUAAGACAGUCACUGAAGCCAGUCAGCAGAGGAUUAUGUUAUCCAUAUUUCAUACAGAUGAUGCUGGUUCACAUCAUGAGCAAGUGUUUUUGUUUCCAUGUCAUCACUGUGUGUUUGUGGUCACUCAGCAGCAUGUCCCUCGAAUCAUGACGUCUGGAGGAGACGACAACAGAGUCAAGACUGAAACGGUGAGAUUUGACCUUAGUCCACCUUCCCUCAUACAUUGGAUUUGACCAGUAUGGUUCUGCUAAACCUGAAAAAAGCCAUAUGGUGACAUAUCAUUAGUAUUUCUAAAGUUUAAGGAAGGUUGGUCAAAAAAAUUUACAACAAACUCUCAGCAGCCAAUCAUGAAGAUAUAAAACAUGAUACAAGGCUGAAAUCAACAAAAUGAUGUAAUGUUGUGAUCCUCUUCAGUCUUCAAGAUAUCAGACAGAAAAUUAACAGCCUGAAAUGUUUGCCUCCAAGUUAUUUCAAAUCCAAACAGCGUGCAGCUUUGGUUCUGAUACACUAACAGAGUUUUACUGAGUGGUCCUUUAGAGCGAGCAUUAUUCAGGCUUUACCUGUGGGGAUUGGGUGGGGGUGCAAACUCCUGCUGCUGCACAUGACUCCACCAGGAUUGAGAUUCGUCCUGGAGUUCUUCCUGUCCUGUUUUCCAGCCUGUAAAUGAUUGCAGAAUGACUGUGCUCUUCUUCAAAAACUGAUGAUUGUUGUUUGUUGUUCUGCCUUGUCUGCAUGCUCUUGUCUGUUCAUCUGUUGCUGUGGCAACUGUUGGUAGACUGCUCUACGGCCCCCGACCAAAGACAGACGGUCAGAGUUCCCAGAAGUCCCUCCUCUUCCUGUGCAUGACCCGCAUGACACCACCCCUCUCAGCCCCCUCAGCCAAUCAUCGAGCGGCUACUUCUCCAGUAGUGUUUCGACAGUCACCCUGUCUGAUGUCCUCCAACCCUCGUCCUCAUCGUCCUCCCUCCUCGCCACUGAGACCACAUUACCGGCAAACCCUCAGCAGCAGGGAUAUGACAGGAACGAUGUUGUGACCUCUUCUUCUCAGUUUGGUGCCAAGAUGGCCGCCAUCACUACACCUGCUCCCAACAACUCUGCUAACCACAACAACGCCACGGCAGAAAACAACUUAUCUGAACACAAACUGGUAAACUCAGGGGGAGGAGGAGGAGGUGAGGGCUUCGAGAGGCUGGAGAUCUUUGUGGACGACGAAGAACGCAGCCAAGACAGCGCUCUACCUGAUUGGCUGACAGAGGGGGCGUAUGUUACAGUAGGAAGCAAUAAAGCCGGGACGGUGCGCUAUGUGGGAGUGACACAGUUUGCUGAAGGAGUGUGGGUGGGGGUGGAGCUGGACACUCCUGUAGGUAAGUACACCAUCGGUAGAUCAGUUCACUAAAGUUGUACCUGUAUCACACAGAUUUCAGUAAACACCACUUUCUCAAGUGUCGAGUUUUAUCAAUCAGCCUCAUCAACUUUUAUCUGUCUACCACUCAAUCAUGGCAAGAGUUAUCAGAAAUGUUGCAUGCAUUACACAGGGCCUAGAAUUGGAACAUGCUGAUCGAUGGAAACAAACUGGACGAGCAAUAGUGCACAGAGUAAGCAAACUCUGACCCCUGCUUACUAUGAAAAUGUCUGCAUGGGUCCUGUAAACAUUAAAAAACGCUACAGUCACACUGAUGCCUAAUGAUAAAUGAUGGAUGCAGCGGCACUACUCAGGAUACGUGAAUACUGCAGCAAUGUGCCGCUCUCACUCCCUGAUUUUUAUUGUUUCUAGUUUAUAGCUUCUGCUCUCUGACUUCUGCAUCAGGUUUUUGUGUAAGAUACUUUAUAUUCUGUUUUGUCUUUUCUGUUGCUAUGGUGAUUCACCAAAAGAAAUCUGCUAUGGGGCUAAUUUAAAUGUGUUUUCAUUCAUGAGAUGCUUAGUAUUGACCAUCUAUGGAUGGAUGUGGGCUAUUAGGUUGAACCACGUGGAAAUGUCACUGGGAUUGUAAUUUCUGGAAGGAGCAGUGUAUGAAAGUGAGCUUUGCCAGGGUUUUAUAAAUCAGAAUAACUUAAGAUGUGUGCCAUUUCUGUUGUUGCAUGAUGAAGCUUCUCCUGAUAAGUUUGGAUGCAUUUCUGUAAAUUGCUAGACAAAAUGGUUUUAUAGACAUCAGAAUUCAUUCUGCUGCUACCAUCAUGAGUUACAUCAUCAAUAAAGACUAGUGAGCCAGUUCCAGAAGCAGCCGUGCAAGCCCAAGCCAUGACUCUACCUCCACCAUGUUUCACAGAUGAGCUUGUAUGUUCUGGAUCAGAAGCAGACCCUUGCUUUCUUCAUACUUUGGCCUUUCCAUCACUUUGCUAGAGGUUAAUCUUGGUCUCAUCAGUCCAUAAAACUUUGUUCCAAAACUUUUGUGGCUGAUCUCUUUACUUCUUUGCAAAAUCCAAUCUGGCCCUCCGAUUCUUUUUGCUGAUGAAUAGUAGUGAAUAGUGACUGUUGUUUUUGGGUUUUUCUUCACAGCUCUCACAAUGUUUCUGUCAUCAACUGCUGUUGUUACCCUGGGCCGACCUGUUUGAAGUUUGUUGCUCAGUACACCAGUAGUUUCUGUCUUUUUCAAAACAUUCCAAAUUGUUGUAGUGGCUAUGCCCAAUGUUUGUGCAAUAGCUCUGAUAGAUUUUCCCUCUUCUCUCAGGACCAAAAUGGUUUGUUUUUCUCCCAUAGACAGAUCUCUGGUCUUCAUGUUUGCUUAACAGAAAAUGCAGUUGUCACGGGUGAAACCCAAAGCCAAAAACAAGAACUGUUUAAUGUCUCUGCAAUCGAUCUAAAAGGCAACACCUGAGCAACUAGAAACACCCAUCAGUCACAUGUUCCAAUACUUUUGCUCACUUGAAAAGUGGUAGGGUUCAAAGAAAAGGUAAUCUUUCCUGGGUUGUUUAACACAUUUAGAUGUAAAAACCACGAAAUAAAAGCUGGAAUUCUGAAGUUUAGUUACCAAUCAAUUAGAGUGAAGCAAGAGUGGGACUCUGAUAAAAACAUCAUCAAUAAUAACAGCAGCGGCUCUCAGGGAGGUGUUUCUAUCAAGGCUUUUAGUUCUGGAGCUGUCCCUGUGACACAGGUAACGGUAAAAUUGAAAAAUAUAGUUUAUUAACUUGCAAGUUGCCUGGCGUUUAAAGGAUGAUCUAACAUGAAUUUCAUGUUUAUUUUCGGCCAUAAAAACGUAGGUCUAGUUUUAACUAUGACUCACAAAAUGUAGAUACUUUAGUUAGUUUCAUUUGCAUUUAAUUUGUGUUUUUGAGUUCAUGUACUUAGAGGAGAAAACACCUUUGUCAUCAUUUUAAAAUGAUCAACAUCUAUAUCAGAGAAUUUGUUCCCUGAAAAAUGGUCUAAGCUAAUUGGAAUUACAGACCCAGCAAUACAAAUGAUUUUUUCUCACGUUUCAUCUCUUAUUAUGGAGUUAAUAUAUUCACUCUUCACAUAUUUCAUUUCUUAUUGUCGCAGAUAAAUGUUUUCCAAUCAGUAGGUUUGUCUUAUUUUGAAGUGACACAUACAGCACAAAUUUCACUUCAGGUCUUUAUUUAAAGUCAGCUAAAGUUUUGGUGACUGAUUUGUGCUUCUUAUUUUUCUCCCUUCAGGUAAAAAUGACGGUUCAGUCGGAGGUCACAGGUAUUUCCACUGUAAACCUGGUUAUGGAGUGCUGGUCCGCCCAGACCGCCUGUCUUCCCGUGAUCGGACCAGUCGACGCACAGGAGACUUUCCUGGACAUGCCCCUGUUCUGCGAGGAGAAGCCAUUGUUGCCCGCCGGACAGAGAACCGCAAGUCUUGGAGCAGUUGAGAGAGGGUUACCAGGAGCUGAAAGGGAGAGACCAGCUCCCCACAGUCCUCGGUCUUAUCCUCUCCUCUUCUCCUCCCAGCUAUGCAACAGGCUCACGCAUUCAAACGGACAGACUGCCUGCCUGCCCUCCUUUAGUUUAAACUACACUCAACACAUCCAUUCUCAGCUAAUGGAUAUAAAAUAAAGACAGUAAGGAGACCAUUCAGGAAGAAUGAAAGUAGGUCCAUGACAGACUAUGCACAGUUUCUUCAGGUCUGUGGAAAGAAGGACUCUAUCAUGUGGGGAAAUGAUGUUCAAUGAAAGGCGGUCAAUGAAACACUGCUGAAAGUGAAGGGAAGUCAAUGGAUGGUGAGUGGGAGCUUGAAGGAGGGUUUGGAUUGGAUGCUGCUGACUAAAUGAGGUGCUUUCUGGGUAAUGUACAGGAAUGCAAACAAGUCACAGAGAAGAAUCAGCAGCUUUUGAUUCUUAUGCAGUACAUAUAUAUAUAUAUAAGUAUAUUUAUCAAGCCCAGUAAAGUCAUGGUUUCAGGGUGAAACUUUUUGGAACCCGAUCUUCUGUGGCCCCCUCUGUGAACUUGCUGAUUAAUUAGUUUGCCACAUUUAUUCAGAGUGAUAAAUCUUUUUUAUUUAUUAUUUCUAAGAUCAAAGAAAUGAUGGAGUUAUACUUCUCAGCCAGAUUAAUAAUCUGGUCCUUGUAGGUAAAAUUUACUCGCUUUUAUAUUCUCAGUAAGGUAUCACUAUCAAAGGAAAAGAAAAUCAAAUUUGAGCUUUUUAGACCGUAUUUGAAAAACUUCAACUGAGACCAAGGAGCCUAAAGCUCCAAGCAGACAUGGAUUCUCACCUGUGGUGUCUUUGCAUCCCUGGAUGUACCUCUGAACUCUGCAUCCAUGAGACUCAACACCCCUCCGCUGGCUUCAGCUCUCCUGAGCGCUCUCGGUCUCAUCUGCAGACUGACUGACACUUGGACUGGCCAUAUCAGGCUGAUUCUCCUCCUCUUGGACUUCUUCUCUUUUCUCUUGAAGAUGAUAAUUCCUCCAGAAUGUGCCUUCACCAUGGCUAGAUUUGUGUUUGUGUAUAUUUAAUUUGUGUGAGUCGUGUUUGUGUUAAAGAGAAUGCCUUGAGCUAAGUGUGAGGUGAUCUCAGGGACUGCAGAGGGGGAAGGAGUGUGUCUGUGUGUAUGUGUGUGUGCGCGCAUGUGUAAAUGUUGUACAGUGUUGCCUUUUGUGCACAGAAAAGUCCAUAUUGUUGUAGUCGUGUUGGUGUUCAAGAUUUUAAAUGUGUAACGUAGGAAAAGUUGUGUUCUUGUUGGACAAAGCCACUAUGGGAGCAAGUUUCUUUAAACUGGGAGGCUUUAAAAGUUGAUUUUGCACAGGGGGACACCGGAGGAGAAUCUGUACGUGAGCAGACUGUGUCUGUGGUUAGUUAUGGUGCAGGAGGCAGAGAGGGAGACAGACCAUCUAGUGUGAUGUGAAGAAUAUCCUCCAUCUGAGUGGGCCAUCUAUGAUGUCUGAUUGACGGAUAUGUGGACACCCGGAGGUGCUGUUUAGAGUAGAACUUUCGAAUGUUGAGUUUGUGGGUUGGUAUGUGUUUGUGAGAGGAAGAGAAAGUGAAAAGGACGUGCAGAAGUGACUCUGGUUAUUUCAGGCUUGAGCUGAGAAUUGAUUUACUUCUAUGCAUUUGAAUAGAUUUUUUAAAGUUUCUCAUCUUUUUUUAAUGACUGACAUCAGCUAAAGGAGAUCUCUGUGAGAGUAUUGAUCACAAAAACAAUUGAACAUCCCUGGCAUAUCUUUUAAAAAAGAAACAAGAUGAACUGGCAGACUAUUGGACUUUUUAAUUGGGUUUUUAAUUGAACAUCACAUUUCCAGAGGGGCUCACACACUUUACAUCAACCUCAGUCUUUGUAUAUUGAUGAUUACAUAACCAGCCCAGAAUAAAAACAGUGUGAAGGAGUUCAGUUUGAGGGUGUCCUGAAGGGAAAAUGUCUGAGAGGACUAACAUUCCCUUCAAUUAAAUCCACACCCUUCGGUUUUAGUGUAACUGAGAGGGCUUUUCUUGUACCAUCACAGUCGCUAUUGGAACAGUAGUUGAACUCAGUAGUAGUUACGUUGAUAGCUGUACAGGUACAUUAAGACCCACCUUUGCUGGCCACCAGUGGACUCAUAUUAGGAGUCUUUUCAAUCAUACCGGCACUCCACAGGCAGGGUGUAAUUACUAAACAGUAUACAUGUUGUAUUUCAUGGUCUUUUAAUGCAUAGUUAUGACCUAACAAGGGAGAAAAGCUGCUGUGAAGGGGUGUUGUAUCCAGCAUGCCUUGUACAGUAACGCUGCUGACUUCUUCAAGCGCCCUCUUCUGACUAAAAUAUUGAAAUGUGCAAUAAAAUGCAUUUUUACUUUAUUGGCAAAGAGCAAUAGUGCAGCUUCAUACUAGAUGAGGAUCAUCAAGGUAUGAAUAACGUGACAAAUGUGUCCUGCCACAGCAAUGUACGAGUGUCAUUAACCAAGCAGUUUAAACGUGACGCCAAUGUGCUAACUAGAGGGAGCAUUUUGAAUCCGGCUACAUGUAAUUAUGAGUGUGGGGGUUAGAUUGAUGAAAAACAUUUGCCAUAAUUUUGAUUGAAAUACAUCACACUUAGAGGGUCUUGCAGCCAAGAGAUGCAUUAUGGGAUAUGAAGGCUCGAGUGCCUCUGGAGCCUGACCCACAAUAAGAAAUGCUUAAAGAUUGCUAUAAUUCUAACCUUUUUAUAGGGGAAAAAUAGCCCGAGGUGUGUCCCUUAAAAUGCACAGACAGAGGUUGGUGUUAAAGUGUGUGUUUGCUUCUGUAGUUGUCUCUCCCUCUGAGGUGUGAGCUUGUUUUCAUGAUGUUCACUGACUCGACUGUCUCAUCUACAAGAGCUUCGCUAUAUUUAUAUCCUGAUGAUGACAGAAGUGAAUGCUUAAAGUUGACAUGUUAUUAAUGUCUCUAUACUCAUGAUUUUAUCCUUCAAUACUGAGUAGUCUGUGUGCACAGAUGUGUGAUAAGAUCGUUUAAAAACUGUAUGAAGACAUGAUCAGGAAACCUGUGUGCAUAUGAGUGCACUCAGUCUGCCCAAACACUGUCAUCUUUCUGGAUUACAGGAUUUGUCACUCUUCUAUCAUUUGUCUUGUUCAUCGUAGAGGUGUGAAUUAGCUAUUUAUAUUUAAAUACUUGUAAACAUGCAUUUAUGGAAUGAAAAUUGAAAAGCCUUUUUAUUUUGAUAAAUAUUGCACAUAUGAUUCAAUGAAAAUUGCUGCUAUAAGCAUUGUGAAUUAACCUGUAAAAUAUUCAAUUGAUUGAUAUCUUUUUCUCUAAAUUUAUGCUAGAUUGGACUCUAAUGUUCUCUUUUUUAAUCUCAGAUUAAAGUGUUGUAAGCGCUUUGGUGAAAGGGGCCAAUGUAUUCCAUAUGAAGCAGUACAAUAGGUGUAAGAGAGGCACUUAGUGGUGUAAGCCUUGAGGAAAGUGUAGAAGGAAAGAUGGGAUGAUUCCUCCUGUACUGAUAUUCAAAAGGAGAAAACUAAUGGAGGAGAAAAUACGCACAUAUCCGAGUUUAUCUGUGUAUUUAUUAUUUGGACUUAAGCCGGGACCCUGGAGUCCUCUGAUUGGUUGGUUGGUUAUUGUAUGAGGCUGUCUGGAAUGUGAUUGGUUGGCAGGUUGGAUUAGUUGUCCUUGACAGUGUAGUGGUUCAUAAUGACGGUUUAGUGGUAAUGAAGGAAGGGAGUUAUGUUUUUUCAUGAGUGUUUGUGUGUGUGUGUGUGUGUGUGUGUGUGCGUGCGUGUGUGUGUGUGUGUGUGUGUGUGUGUGUGUGUGUGUGUGUGUGUGUUGGGUUGGGUUUGUUUGUGCGUGUGAAUGUGGGGUGGACUUUGGUUCAGUUGUGUCUGUGAGCUCCUGCUCAGAUGGGAAUAACAUACAGCUGCCUUUUCUUUCUUCUUCUGUAAAGUGGGAGGAGCUGAAAACCUCUCCUGAUGUCUGGUAACUUGCAGUAUUUGUGGCCGCUAUACUUUCCCAUCCUUGUCGGGGCUCAGGACACGGUUCACAGGUUUGAGAUCACUUCAGGCUUCUGGAUGUCCCGUUGUGUUGUUGUGCCUCAGAAACGAUAUGACCAUGUAUCCUCCACACACUGUUUUCAUAUCUACGCUUCUAUUCAUUUGCACAAAAGUCUCCAGAGGGAACUGAAGUUUGUUUCUGGACAGCUUGUAUAUUUAGGACAAAAAUACACCCAUGUUUUUUUUUUAAUAAUCACCUGUGUUCUCAAGUUUCCUGCUGUUGUUUAAACUGUACCUGAAAUAUUUCAUUUCUGCUUUCAUUUAGAGAAAGUUUUUUGUAUUAAUAUCCGUGUCCUUAAGAGGCAUUGCUCAACUAGCUUUGGAUAAACAGACGAAAAGUUGCUAAAUAUGAAGCUGUUACUCGGUCUAACAGCAGAGCUAAGCUUAGGAGAGUGUAUUUUCUUGGGAUGUCCCAGUCAGCUUUCUUGACCACCAUACCCAAUCUGAUUUUCUCAAAAAUGAGUCCCUGCCAAAUACCCAGCUGAUGUUUGUGUUUGCCUGUAUAAUAGAGGUGCAUCCUAGGACUUCUAGGACAAUAUACCAGCAAUGGCAGAAACUGUCUUUGUAAUAAUGUUAGGAUAUUACAGUAAGACAGGGCCUUUAACCUUAAUUAAAGGCCCUGUCUUACUGACCUUACCAACCUUAAUUCUGAGUGGGGGAAAGAUGAAGAAGUAGCAGACAGUUAGCAAGCCAGCUGUAGCAGCCCACUAAGAGAUGAUUGACCCUCCAAAAACAACAUUUCCAUCAGUUAUUUUAAUUCGACAUGCAACAUCAGAGGGUGUGCCUCUUCAGCUUACUAAGUAAUUGGAGGUUUAGACUUUGUAAUUGCUGAUUUGACUGAUGACUUUCUAUUUAUUGGAAGUAGCUUAUACUCCUUUAAUACAAGCAUAGGAUUGAAAAGUAAGGAAGAAGGCAACCUAAAUGCAAGACAGAAAAAAUAUAAAAAUUAAAGCAUUACAAGCAGUUGUUUUCUGAGGCCAUGUCUUCUCUAAAGAAGUUUGUACUACACAGCUAGUAAUGUGGAUAAAUCAUCCAUUCAAACAUUAUUAGGAAAAGGUGAUAACAUGUUAGUUCACUGUUUAUUUGUCAAAUUUAUGGACCAGUACUAUUUAUGAAGAUAAAUACCCUCCUCCUUUUUCUCAGUUUCACUCACUGUUUUAUUUUUAAUUUCAUGUUUUUCAUAAAUCUUGAGAAAAUAUAUCCUUAUUGUGAUAUUUUUUUAAUAACUGCAAGGUUUUUUUGUUUGUUUGUUUGUUUUUUCAAGAAAAGCCGUUGGAAUCAGGACUGGGACAUCCCUAGUGUAUUUCUUAAUAUAUCCACCUUCUGAAGCUCCACAAUCUCAUCUGUAUAUGUGUCUUCAUUAUAUUAGGUGUGUCAAACUACAGAAAAAAAUGUACCUUGUGGGAGAAGUGUGAGAGGCAUUUUAAUAAGAAACUGUAACAAAAAGCCACAGUGGUUCCUGUUGUGCUCAGAAUGGAUUAAGUGUGGUAACUGUGUUUCAUUCCAGCCAGCAGUCUUUUUAAUGUGACUGUAUCAACCAUUAGAGAAUAUUUACUGGUGUGAUGUGUGUCCAAACAUAUUCAAACUGCAUAUUGAUCUGUCUAAGUUAGUUUCCCCAGAGGAUUUCUUUUUUUUUGUUUGUUUCUUCUUAUUAAGUGCUUCGGCUCAGAAAUGGUCUCAUAUCUUUGUUGUAUUUCUUGAGGAUCCGUGCUAACUAUCUGAAUCUGGAGCAACAUGUCCCCCCCGCCUUUACGUGGCCUUCAGCCUGGAGUUGGACAGGUUUUAGCAGAGGUAUUUAAAUCUGUACACAUCUGUUUAGGUUUACAGACCCCCUUCUUUUAUAUCAGGGUAAAUGUAACCUCUGAGUAUAUCAGCUGACAGAUGCUACCAGGUGUUACAGGCAUCGUAGAAAUCUGACUUAAUAUCACUGAUUGGAGGCAAUGUCGCCCCCCGGUGGCUGCUGGAAGUCUGGCAUCCAACACAGGGAUUUUUAUACUAUCUGAAAUCCAAGCCUCUGUGAACCUGCAGCUUCACACCUGUGCUAUCACAUGCAGAUCUUUGAUGGUGAAACAUGAAGUAACCUUUAGACUGACCAACAGCUGGCUCACUUUUUGUAUCUGCCUGGCAUGACUCCACAUUUCCAGCCACAGUAGUGUGCGUUCACCUCUUUUACUACCUCUCUCUCUCUCGCCUGUCCAGAGUGUUCUGCCAACUUCUCCCCUGAGGCCUUUUUUUGCUGACACAUUUGUAACUCGCUUCACUAAUGAGCCAACUCCCUCUUCCUGUGUGUUCUCUAAUAUCAGAAUCAAACACACAUAUGAGCAAUACCAGGUCGUCAGGAUAAGUGUUGCAGGUGAUGUUUUUCUCAGCAUGACAAACCUUUUCUUGGUCUGCUGUCCAGGAAAAUCCAGAUACAGCUUCUCUGCUUGCUGCAUUUUAAGGGCAGUUGGUGUUACUACAAUAUUAUCACAUGACACUUUUAUAGGUACCAACAGGCAUUUUUUGCUGAGCUGUGUAAUAACGAAAGGAGCUAAAGAAGAGGCUUUGGUGCUUGCUAAGGCAUGGAGUUUAAGUCAAACCAAGUUACUCCUUCCAAAUAAAAGCCCCCUCAGUCCCUGUUUCCUUUCUCCCAUGGAGCUGAAGAGAGCUUGUAUUAACUGAACAGAUUUAAUAAGGUCAACAGUAUUACUUCAUCAUCGUGACUAAUUGUUAUCAGUUUUUUUUUUUGCUACAGUUGAUUCUGUGGAGCGGGUUUGUCUUGACGUGUUGUUUGUGCGUGUGAGUGCACCAUUGGAGUGGUUGUUCUUUGUAUGUAUGUGUAUAUAUGCGCAUAUUAAGACUUAUAAAAGACAAAUCUGAGCACAAGUUUGGGUUUUGGUUAAUUUAAUUGUUUUAUGUAAUUCUAUGCU